AUGGGGAAGAAGGACAAGUGGCUGGAUGAGGGAGAAAGAGAUAGAAGAGGCAGAGGUGGGUAGCCUAGUAGCAAAGAGAGCAGAAAAUGUGUGACUUUGCUGAAGGAAGAGUGAACAGUGACUUGGCAUAUAAAGAGGGGGAACUUGUUCCAUCCAUAUACAGUAGAGCAUCAUGGUGAGGAAGUUUAACAGACUGAAAGCAGAGGAGCUUUUGAGUGGAAAGGAUAAGGGACAGAAAGGUGUGGGUUCAUAACUGGAAGGACUGAGACUGAUCCAGAAACUAGUCUUUAGCAGGGGUCUGAGGUGCAUUGAGAUUUAUUCUCUCCUUCCUCAAGGUGGCAAUUUUCCCUUCCUCCAUGCAGGUCAAUGAAAAGAAUGCCAUUCCACUGACUUUUAGGGAAAUGGGAAAGGACCUGAUUUCCCUGGUCAAUCAGGCUCCCCAUUAGUGAAGCUACUGUCCCUUCCUGCUUCAGCUUUGUCUUUCAGUCAUGUCUUCAUGCUACUUCCUGCCUCUUUCCUAUACCACUUUUUUGUUGCCUUGCCUUGAUAACUGCAUCAAAAAUCCAGGGUUAGCUGCACUCAUAGGAGCCAACUCCUAGGAGCUGAUGUCCCUUUGUCCCCCUCCCCCAUAAAAUAUUUGAAGGGGCCAGGUUCCCCCUCAAAGGUGAGAAGAAUUAAUUUACAGAGUGUUAGGUUUUAAAACAAAUGGCUAUUUUAGAUUUGACAAGAAAAUUGCUAGGUGAGUCCAAAUAAACCGAACGAGAACCAAACUAAUUUGUCAAGAAUUAAUCAAAUGGAUAUCAGAUAACGGUAAAAUCGCAUGAUUAAAUGGACAAGAUGUUGACAUAACAUUAGUUGCGACUGGAACAGUUGGACCAAAUUGCAUGAGCCAAUAUGAAAAUGAUACAGGGACAAACCCCAUCAACAAUAUCAUGCCGAUAGCAAAUGUUGAAAUUAAGAAAUUGAGUACAUUUUCCCUUGCGCUCAGCUGAAUGAUAUAUAAUGAAUUAAAAGUAUUUAAAAUACCUCCUAGAAACCAGAGGCCUUUCCUGGGCAUAUGAAAUGGUGUAAGAUGAACUUUCUUAUGUAGCAACAGCGCAAGAAUACCAUCGCAAAGUAUUGAAGACACGACUCCCACGCUGGAGGAAUGGCAGAUGAAAUUAAUGGACUAUAUGGAACUGGCGGAAAUGACUGGUAGAAUCCGUGACCAAGGAGAAGAGUCGGUGGAGGAAGACUGGAAGAAAUUCAAAGACUAUCUUCAGAAACAUUGCAAAAUUAAAGAAUGUUAGAGUGAUGUUGGACCGAAUAUAAGCGGUUUCCAGCUGUACAGGUUAAAGUUAAUGAUAGACUAAGAUUAGUCUAAGAUUAAAGAUUAGGUUUAAAGAUGUUUAAGGAAAUGGAAACUUGACAAUUAAGAGGUAAAAUUUCAAUGUUAUAUUACAUUAAGAUCAAAGAUUAGGUUUAAAGAAGUUGAAGUUAUAUAUUAUAUUAAAAUUAAAGAUUGGGAUUAAAAAAGUGGAAAAGAAAUUGCUGGACAAACAAAUUGGAUUGGAAUACAAAAGAGGGAGGUAUGAGGAAGUCCAGAAAAUAAGUAAAUUCAAAAACGGAAAUGGAAAAGAGAUAUUGUUUUUAAUUGUUAUGUUGUUUUUUAUUGUUGAUUUUUGCUUUUUGUGUUUUUUUAUUUUCUUUCUGGGAUUUGUAUUGUGUAUUUGUGUAUCUGGUUUUAUGUUUUUUUGUUUGUUUUUGUUGUUGUUUAAUUUUUGAUUGAAACUUUAAUAAAAAUUAUUUAAAAAAAAAAAAGGUGAUGGGCAUUUCCAUUCAAAUAGUGUGGGUGCACCUCAUCAGGUGAUUGAUUAUGUGGGGCAGGGCUUACCCCCGCUACAUAUUUUAUUCAAGUUGGCACCCCUGGCUGCACACACCCCUUGUAGUUUUAUUUGGAAAACUAUAAGGGAUUGAUAGCUUUAAGCUGAUGAAGCAGGUGAUAGGUAGCCAGCACAGAGAAAAGUAACAGGAUCAUAAUGAGAUACAAGGGGGGAAAUGCAAAUAAUACUUAUAAAACAUUUACAAUUUUCUAAUCACUGUAAAAAUAUUAAAUAAUUAGAAGGUGAAAGCAGUUACUGGAUCAGCUGCUCUGUCACUGGUUGAUAAAUAGGAUCUUGCUGAUCUACCCCUUGCCAUGAUGUUCUUCUUGAGAGGCAACUCCCUAACCGUCCUUGGUUUCCUGGCUGGUGGCAGACAUUAGAGUGCACCUCUCUUCAGCUUUAUAGCCCCAAGGCAUAAGAACAUAGGAGGAACCCUGCUAGACUGGGCCAAAGUGCUAUCAAGUCGAGCAUCCUUCUUCACACUGGCCAACCAGAUACCUGUGGGAAGCCAGCAAGCAGAACCUGAGGUUAUCAGCGGUCUCCCCAUCUGUGAUUCCCAGCAACUGAUAUUCAGAGGAAUACUGUAGUAACUGACAACUGGAAGUAAUAAUCCACUGCCAAUUGCUAUGCCAGUACACAGUCUUUGGGUCUUCUUAAACCCCUGAAUCACUGUUAACAUCUUUAACAUUUUGAUGUUAAAAUAUUGUCCUUGGCCCAUUGUGGACUUCGUAUGUCAUACCCUGACCUGUUUAUAGUGCAUGCACACUUCUGUCUCUUGUGAUAAUCUAGCUGUUAUUUGCAUUUGGAGGAUCUGCUUAAUUUUGGAAAAAAAAAAAUUGAAUUUCCAUAUAGCCAGAUGUAUUAUACCUGUUAUAUACAUGGAGAACUUUGCUGCAGUGCACAUAAUAUGAAAGGAAGGGAGAUUUUAAAAGAAACUACUGGAAAGGAUUACAAAUUAAGUAGUUAUGUGUUCAAAAUCAGAAAAAAAGAAAAGCUGUUUUUGUAAUAUUGAUGAAGAAUCUUGUGACACCUUGACAACUAACAAGUUUGGUUUCAGGCUAAGGUAUCUCUUCCUACUCCAUCUAGAGAAAUAUGAAUAUCAUGAUCUUAGAUUGGGUGUUAUUAUUUAAUAUGCUUAGUUUUUCUAUGCCCUGCCUUUAGUUGGAUAUAUUAUUAAAUUGUGAUUCUUGAAAACUAAUAAAAAUAAACUUUAAAAACCUAACAAAUUAUAUUAUUAUACUAUAAUAAAAUAUGUCUGAUUUUGAGGUGCCACAAUACUUUUUGUUGAUUUUCCUGCUAAAGCUACAGGCUACAUCUACCCAUCUGGAAGCUAUUUUUGUUAAUAUUAAUACCUCUCAGCAGUGCUUUUUUUCUGGGGGUACGCAGGGGUACGCAUACCCCUAAACAUUUUGUGAAUCAAAGUUUGGCCUCAUUGAGGGGCAGUAUUUCAAUAUGAGUAGGAAAAUGAGAGUACCCCUAAACAAUUUUUUAGGAAGAAAAAAAGCACUGCCUCUUAGGCAGAUGCUGGAAAAACCAAAUAAAGAAAAACAGAAAGACUAAAGAAAACCACCCAAGUGAAGGUCAAGGAGUAUUCAGGGUGGAAGAUGACCAACACUAGCACCAAGGGAUAUCAGGGUAAUGCUAAUUCAUGGCAAAUGCCAAUUAUUCAGAAUAAUGUCACUGAUCUCCUUUUUAUUUGCACAGGUGAUGAAAGGGAAGAACUUCCACCACCUUCAAUAAGGGGUAAGAAGAGUUCCUCUCCUCAACUGAGCAGUGCCAUGCUGUUGCCCCAGCUUUGUCUCAAUGGCUUGUUGAGGUAAGAUUUAUGUACACUAACUGUAAUCCUGUGCAUAUAUACUUGAAAGUAAGUCUCACUGAGAUCAUUUGGCCUUACAAGUAAGUGUGCAAAAGACUGCUGCCUAAGCAUUCUAAAAAUUCUAUUUUGGAUUGCUACCUUCAUAAAUGUAUUGACUUGCACAGGAGGAACAUCUAUGUGGUUUUCAAGCACAGGUUUCUUUGGCCUCUGGAAUGUUCAUGGUGCUAAGCAAAGGCAAAAUGUGUAGCCUUCUUAGAAGACAGAGUAAUUUCUGAAACAAACAUCUGGUAGCUGUUGAAUCCUGGACUCCUAGAUUCAGUUUCAGAAGCAUUCAAGGCUGUGAAACAGAAGGGCUUAAAGCCAUCUAUGUUGGGUGUGCAGGGUGAAUGGAGCAAAAAUGGGAUUGCUUCAAAGCUGAAUAGCAGAUCACAAAAAUCCCAUUUAGAUUAGAUUAGUUCAGAAAUUGUGGGAAAUGGUACAUAGAAGAUGCUAGGAUUAUGCUAGGAUUAUGUUGAAUAACUGUUCAUAUCCUCCCAUUCCCAUCCAAGUGUUUCUACCUGGUCCCCCCACCCUGUUCCAUACAAGAAGAAGAAGAAGAGUUUUGGAUUUGAUAUCCCGCUUUAAGGUGGAUAAAGCGGGAUAUCAAAUCCAAAACUCUUCUUCUUCUUCUUGUAUGGAACAGGGUGGGGGGACCAGGUAGAAACACUUGGAUGGGAAUGGGAGGAUAUGAACAGUUAUUCAACAUAAUCCUAUUUGAUUUUCCUGACAGAAAUGUGUGGUAGUGUGCUAGAAUAGCUCCUCCAACUCAUACUAGUUCCCCCAGACAAAUUACAAACACAUCGUGAUCUAACAGGAUCAACAGGAUGCAAUUGCCCUUUCAGAUUUCAAAAUGAAGAUCAUUAACUGUGAUUACUAAUGGCAGAAGAAUGUUGAAAACCAGAUGGGCAAACAUUUCAAACUCUCCUAACCAAUGCAAAUAAUUGUCUCACCCAGUCAUAAAUAUUCAGAUUUUCAUGAAACCAAAUUCAACUGCGUGAUACGUCAAGGUAAUGAAAGACAGAAGAAAAAGCAAAUAAAAAGAUGUGGCUUUUGGUGUGAUAAAUGCACAUCCAACAACACUCAGUGAAUCCAUACCAGUGUCCAUACUGCAGUUGAGAUAAAUGAGAUGCAGUCUCGGCUUUGGUGCAUAUUUGAUGUCAUUCUUUUCACAACUAUGCUAUAAAGAGAUCAUUUUAGAGGGAUCAUUUAUAAAUUUUGUGUUGACCAAUUGUGGAAAGUAGAUUUAUUUAACAGUGCAUACUCUCUGUUUCUGUCAAGUCAUAUAUUCCUAUACCAGCUGACUUCUGGCCAUUGAUGAUGGACUAUGCAGGUCACCUUAAGCGGCAAUUGGUGGAAAUACAGGAUACCAAUUUAACAAAUAAAUAAGUAAAUAUGUUUGAUCUUAUUCUGUGAAAAAAUGGUAUUACAAUUCAGCUGAAGUCAAGCACUUCUAAGUUUAAUUGACUUUAAUGAGAGAUAUAAGUUCUCACAUUGAAAUGAACAGAAAAGUGCUUAACUUUUGCACAUUUAUAAUUAGUGUGUUGGCUGUGUCCGUUCCUGGAGAUGUCUGAUCUGGGGACAGUGGUAUCUGUUUUAGUUACACACCAUAUAUAUCACUAUAGUGCAUAGCUGUCAACGUUUCCCUAUUUUUAAGGGAAAUUCCCUUAUUCCAAAUAGGAUUCCUCGCAAGAAAAGGGAGAAGUUGACAGCUAUGCUAUAGUGUGCUGUAUGUGGGGCUGCCUUUGGAAAGGGUUCAGAAACUUUAGUGGGACCAAGAUGCUAUGACUUCAUUGCGGAUUCGAGCCAGUUACAAGGAGAACAAAAACUCCUUGUUACAACAGCUCCACUGGCUAACGGUCUGUUUCUGGCACAAUUAGAAGUGCUGGUUAUGACCUACAAACCCCUUUACAGCUUGGGUCCAUGUUAUCUGAAGGACUGUUUCUCCCUAUAUGAGCUCGCCUAAGCUUUAAGAUUUUCUGAGGUUUUUCUUGGUCCCGCCACCUUCAUGGGCACAUUUGGUGAGGAUACAAGAGAGGACCUUUUCAAUGGCUGCUCCUAAACUGUGGAACUCACUUCCAUGGGAAAUUAGGCUGGCCACCUCUCUGCUUUCCUGUUGCCAGCGGGUAAAGACUUUUUUGUUUAGAGAGGACUUUUUCUACUAACUGGCUGUUGUGGCAGGGUGUUGUAUGGUUUUGUUUAUUUGUUUUUUGCUGUUACAUUUUAAAAUGUUUUUAAGUGUUUGGAUUCACUGCUGUUUUAAUAGACUAACUUUGUAAAAUAUAUAUAUAUAUAUUGAUUAGUGUGGUUUUCGUUGUAUUUGUUCAAAUUCAUGUUGUGAACCACCUUGGGUCCUGUACUAGGGGGAAGGUGGGACAUAAAACAAAUGAACAAACUUUGGCUUGACUUCCAACACUGCAAAGGUCUCUUUUGGAUAUUGUUGCCAUGCUUUGUCUGCUCCACCAGUUCUGAGAGCUUGUUUGUUUUCAUUAUAGCUAUUGGAAGUACAUACAGUGGUACCUCGGGUUACAAACUUAAUUUGUUCUGGAGGUCCGUUCUUAACCUGAAACUGUUCUUAACAUGAGGUGCGCUCUUGCUAAUGGGGGCCUCCUGCUGCCACUGCGCCAUCGCUGUGUGAUUUCCGUUCUCAUACUGGGGCAAAGUUCGUAACCCAAGGUAACUACUUCCAGUUUAGCAGAGUUUGUAACCCAAAGUGUUUGUAACCUGAGGUACCACUGUACAACCUUCUCUUCCAGUCUUUUUUAAAAAUCAGGAAAGCAAAAAUCUCAAUGCAGAAGAGGCUAACAAAGGAACAAAGUACUGGUAGCUGUGAGUCUGCCUCUGACACAUUAGAGCAGGGAAGAUUACCACUUGCUGAUUGCCAGGGUUUAUCAUAACUUGGUUAGUAUGCUACUGAAGCACUCUCAGUUUAACAUGCCAAUCAGGUCUGUGCAGGCACUCCACAGCAUGGAGCUUACAACCAGACUAGUUAUGCUGAUAAUGACUACGGAAAUGCCCAAGCAUUUUACUUGCCUGCUUUUUGCUUAUCUUGUGCUCUCUUUCUUUUCAUACACAAUGCCACAUAUACAGCUUUUGGAAGAUGGUUCAAGAAUGAAAUGUUCAAAGGUCUAUUGUAUUAGUUGAUGCUGCUGCCGCCUUAACCCUCACCCAUGCCCCCAAAGAUUCCUGCUUGCAUAGACAACACUGUUUCUUCUUCUGAGCCACCACAGAGUUUGAUGGGAUAAAAUACAGCCAUGAUGAAGAGAGACCAAGACUUACUUUGUCCUGCUCUGAAAUGGCCAUGUUGAACAGAGACUGGAAUGAAGAUAGCCAGUUCACAUUCCAUCAGAAAGCUUAUUUUUUCUGUGUGUAUGCAGAACAACAGUAUUGCAGUUCCCUGCUUGGGGAGGCAUUUGGAAUAUUUCCCCCCCUUUUGAUUCCAGAAAGAAUUUAUACAUUUCAGUCCAGCUGGUACAGAAAGUAUGUCUAGGCUUCCUAGAUCCUUUCUCAAAAGUGAAGUUAACUAAUCCAGCCUUUCUGUAUUGAAAAGUCAUGGUGUCUUCAGGAGAUGGAAAAAUGUCUACUUCUGUUGUUGAAUGGUUAAUUUUUAAGACUCUUAUCUUUUGUGCUCUCUUGUUCUCUGAAUUUGCUUGAGGCUCCAAAAAGGGUUUUCGGCAACCUCCAGUUAAUCAUUACUUAGCCAUCUUCUCCCAGCUCCAGUUCUUGACACCAUGCUCCUUUCUAGAAAUCUCCCUGGUUCCAGGGGCUUUGCCAUCCAUAGGAAAUACCAAGAAACCCCAUCCAAGAGCUGUCAGAAACAGCUGGUGCCGUCUCAGGCACUCCAGCCUUGCUCAUCUUUGAUUUUGGCUGUGAUCCAGACUGUUUUCCUGUGAUCGUUUCUCUGUCUUUUUUCAUAAUCCCUUUUAAAACAUAACCAGCAAUUAGCUGCUCCCCACCCCCCUCGGCUGUUCUCCACAUGUAUAUGUACACCAAAUGCCACAAAGAUCUGAUUUUCUCCAAGUAUAAAAAAUACAGUUUUGCAUUAGCUGGCAAGCAAAUUAUGAAAGGCUUUGUAUUUACUCACUUUGUAAAUGAUGUUGAUCCAUUUAAAUGUUCAGAAGUGGUGAGAUGCUAAAGACAUCCAGGAUGACUGUGUAUUCCUAGGAAGGCAGUAGAAAGCAAUCUACUGUUACCUCAUUGAUUCGGCUUUCCUCCUUUGCUGUCAGUGAGCCAAGGAAUUCCCCCAAUGUUGUUACGUAGCAGAUACCAGAAACAUGAGUCACUUCUUAUUCCCUGAUCAAAAGGUCCACUGCAUCUGUGCAUGGAAUGGCGAUGGCUGGACUGCAUGUCUCUCAAGGUGCCCCGAAAGGAACGCACUUGCCAGUUGAGACUUUGUCAUCUUUCUUUCUGCUGCCCCCUCCUCUCCAUGCUUUUACUUGCCUUUGCAUUUUCCUUCCUUUCUUCCUCCCCUUCUGUCAGUGCAUUGCUGUCAGCAGCAAGCCCAGCAAGAGCUGGGUCCCUCUUGCCUUCUGGGUUGUUGGGGUUUUUUUGGUAUGUAUGUAUGUAUGUAUGUUGUUGUUCUUUCUUUCCUUCUUUCUUUUUUACUGCAGCAGCCUUUGGCUGCUUACUCUGCCAGGCUGGAUCACCAAAGACACAUGAUUCACUCACAAUGAAUAAUCAAUACCAAUAUUGAUCUGUGGAAAAUGUUUGUAAAUUCCUGGAAAGAAAAUCAGGAACGGGGGACAGGGAGGUUUGUGGGGGACGACAGUCAGUUUGCAGCAGCGGCUUCCAGUAAUAGGAGAAGCAUUCUGGGGUCCCAAGCCACAUCUGCUUCUCCCCCACCCAUUCUUCAGCUGAAAUGUGCCUGAACAUGCUAACCAGGAAGCUGGCAAAAGUGUGCAAAAUGGAUAGCAGAGGUAACAUGUCUGUCCCACACUGCCUAGAGCAUUUCCAUGGCCCAGAAUCUGGGGGCAGAAGGUCAAUGUAAACAGCUAUCUGCUACUACCUUACCUGCACAGUAUGGUUUGUAUCCAGCUAAGUUCUAUUUAGAGUUGACUCAUUGAAAUUAAUGAGCCUAGGUUAGUAAUGUCCAUUAAUUUCAAUAGUUCUGCUUGAGCAUGACUAAACUUGGAUACAACCCUUCUUCCUUCCCUUCUAGGAAAUGGUCCAGCUCUGUGUAAUAUGCUCUUGGGCAGCCACACAUCAUUCUACAGGUUCAUGGAAAAACAAGUGAGUUCCUUCUGCUUUUCAAACCCGUCUGUCUGGUUACCUAGGGACAAUUCUUACGGUAUAUGCCACAGGGAGCGCACUUGUUUUGGGCUUGCCGAUCAGAAGGUUGGCGGUUCAAAUCCCCACAGCAGGGUGAGCUCCUGUUGUUCUGUCCCAGCUCCUGCCAACCUAGCAAUUUGAAAGCACACCAGUACAAGUAGAUAAAGAGGUACCGUUGUGGCCGGAAGGUAAAUGGCGUUUCAGUGCACUUUGGUUUCUGUCACCAUGUUCUGUUGCACCAGUAGCAGUUAAGUCAUGCUUGCCACAGGACCCUGAAAGCUGUCUGUGGACAAAUGCCGGAUCCCUCAGCCUGAAAGUGAGAUGGGCGCUGCAACCCCAUAGUCGCCUUUGACUGGACUUAACUGCUCAGGAGAACUCAAUAAUUAUAGGCAUCCUCAUCAAUGAAAACCUGGUUUUCCCAGAGGCAGUGGUGGGACACAGAACUUGAAUGUGUGUAUCCCACCAAGCUGAGUUGUGGCUGUGCUAAUUUUCCAAUACUCUUGCAUCUGUGAAAUCUACUGUUUGUACAUAGCCUACCCCUAAAGCAUCAGCUGUCACCAGUAGGAGAAAGGCUGGUUUGUUGUUGUUUUUUAAAAAAAGCAAACUUCUCUCUGGCUUCUGCUAAGCUCACACAAUCCAACUAGCAGAGACAUUGAUAUCACAGGGGGAUGAGAUGCCCCUGCUCAUCACAACUGCUCAAACCCAGUUAUUAAUUCUGCUGCCACCACAUCUGCCCUGUGACAUGUGUUAAUUCCAGUUCUUGGCCUCCCAAGCAGGGUUGCCAAAGAAGGUGCUUAUGAAUAUUUUAUUUAUUUAUUAAAUUUCUAUUCCACUGUUCCUCCCAGAGGAACCCAGGGUUACAAACAACAAAAAAUAAGACAGUAACAAUAUAUUAAAAACAAUUACACUGCAGUUGCCAAAUGGGAAAGAUUUCUGCUUAAAGGGUUUGUUGAAAGAGGAAGGUAUUCUCAGUAGGUGCUGAAAAGACUACAGAGACAGUGCCUGUCUAAUAUUCAAGGGGAGGGAAUUUCAAAGGGGAGGUGCCAUAACACUACAUUAUGUGGAACAGACCUCCCGAUAAGAUGGUAUCUACAAAAGGCCCUCACUGGCAGAGCACAUGAUCAGCUGGGUAUAUAAGGGGUGAGACGAUCUCUCUGUUAGCCUGGUCUCAAGCUGCUUAGCGCUUUAUACACCAAAACCAGCAAUAAAUAAAUAAAUAAAUAAAUUUAUUAUUUAUACUCCGCCCAUCUGACUGGGUUUUCCCAGCCACUUUGGGCAACUCCCAGCGGAAUAAUAAAAACACGAUAAAACAUAAAACAUUAAAAACUUCUCUAAAUGCUUUGAACUUAGCUAAUGGGCAGUUGUUGGCACCCGUCUGUCUCAAGAGACAAUGGAGUGCACCUUCGGGGGUGAAGUCAAACCAAAGUGACCUCCCUGGGGCACAAGUAUGGAGGUCCUGGGCUGCCUUGAUGACAACACCCCCCCUUCUCGGCCUCACUGAUGUGGUCCAAUGGAAAGCAGAGCAGUAUGUUCGGCACCAGCUUCACUACAGGAGUUGUCAGAAGGAGGUGUACAAGGCACCCUCCAGCCAUCUUAGUGGCUUCACUCUUAGGGUUAAUUCCUUAGCCUUUCUUCUCCCAAACAUCCCCCCCCCCAGGGCAGUGAAGGUUUAGGAUCAGGGUUUUCCUUCUCCUAAAUGGGCUACCUUCCCAAGUUGACAAGCCCCAUUUGCCCCUCACUUCCCUCUCCAUCAUGUGCAGAAACUGCUUCCUUGACCAUUGGACCCACUAUUGGUCUCAAUCCACCAGUCUGUAUUCUCAUGCAGCGGAAGUCCCUAACUCAUCAAGGGUUUGAGACCCAUCAGUUACCCUCACCUGGUUUAGCCAGCCAGUCGAAACUGUUCCUGGAGUGUGGCCACUGUUGCAUGUUGACAGCUUCAGUAGCCACAGGUAAGAGUGCAGGGGUGGAGACCAAAGGUGGACAGACCUCCCCGGAAGGAGCAUGAUGUGUCCCUCACCAGAUGCACUAUCCCUCCCCUAACACCCCAUACACCCCUAAUGGGCAGUAAUACCACAAUUAAAGAUGAGGGGAAAUAUGAUAGGUUUUCCUUGCAUGAAAGUCUGAACAAGGAACAAUUAUGACUGCAGAGAAGGACUGACCCUCACCUAAAAGACCAACUGUGCCGGAUCUGCAUGGGGACCCUUCACCGCUCCUUCCUUUAGGGUCAAAGGGUCAGUAAUCAUGCCCCCUGCCUCUGCUAGCAUGUAGUGGUUCUUGUACUUGAUGCAGAGAUUGGGAUGACUCCCACCCAAGUUUCCAGUGUUAUGUGAUGUGCAGAUCAGCUCAUAGGAAUAAAACCAGAGAAGCAAUCAUGGCUAUCUUUGGUUUGACACUUUUUGCAAUGCAGACUAGUUCAUUUUGGCAAAGCCUUUUCUUGUAAUUGGGCUUCUGUCGAUACGAAUUUUUAUUGUCACAUAUCACUGUAUCUCCUUCACCAGAAUCUCUGAUUGCCAUAAACAGUAAACACUGAAAGGAGUGUUUACUUGUCAGAAAAAGAAACAGUCAGAAAGUUCUGCCUCUUAAGUUCUACUUUAUUGUUGAGUCCUUCACCUUUGCACCACAUUUCUCAGUCAGCUAAGCAGGAUUCCCUUUCUUGACUGGUAGUUUUAUUCUUUCAUGGAACAAGCUUGUAUGGUGUAAUGGCAAACAGAGGGUAGCAGAGGGAAUAUUGUCAAAAAUCUCCCUCUCUUCUUUUCUCUCCCCUUGCUUUAUUAUCCUCUCUCUUUUUGUCAUUUAACUCCAAUUAUGGGAUGCUAAGUGCUUUUGGAAAUUUCAUUGUUAAUAUCUUCUUACAGUGCUAUUAACGUAAAUCAACUUUAAUAGUGUCCCAGCAAGUGUAAAAGCAAUCAAAAAUUCAGUACUCACGAAUCAUUCUGUAAUUUCAGCAUAAAAUGUUAAUAGAAAUAAUAUCGAAUACCAUAAAAUAUCAGCAAAUUCAACUUUAAAUAUAGGUGAUAAAUGACAUUUCUGUCCUGAGAAGUUCUGUGGACUUUGCAACAGGAAUUCUUUUCCUGGCAAGCCCAUGCUAUAGUGAUCCAGGAACCCUCUUACCCCUCCCUCCCCUUUGGCGCAACCAACAUCAUUUUUUGAAGAAAUUCUGUUUGUGGGAAUAUUUCCAUUUUCAGAAUCUAAAACAGCAUUUAGUCACAUGCAGCAGCAAAGCAGUUUUAGUGGCCAGAAUGCAGGGUCAGUGUUAAUUGAUUUUCAAGCAGCAGACACCUGCUAGUACCUGGCUGCCCUCAGGCUGCCCAGAAAAGCUCUAACUUCAUUGAUGUUGGCUGAGACUUGGAAUUUCCCAGAAAAAAGGCUUUAGUUGAACUGGAAUUAAAGCUGUAAAUAUCUAUCAUCUAUUAAUUAAGUUUAUAAAACCCUCAUGAGAGUCCUGUGGAAGCAACAUUUUUGUGCUGCUCAUAGUGCUGAAGAAAUCAUUUGAAUUGCUGGAAUAUUCUGUCUGCACAAGUGCAGCCCAAAGGCUUUAGGAAAGUGAAUGUGCAGUUCACUCUUAACAUUACAGUAUCCCACCCUGUGCUUCAGCUUUUCCCUUCUAGGAACCUGUGCUCCUGCCCAAGAACUUGGCAGAGGAGGUGUCACCCACCUGAUCAUGUUAGAUGCAGAAAAUGGCUGGGCUGACUCGAGUAGCUUUGAAGUUUGGGAGCACAACUGCCAACAUGAAGAAACUGUACUUUAUUUAUAGCUCAGUUUUGCCAGACCAAUAUCAGCUCAGGUAUCAGAGCAUUUCACUAUGUGUGUUGUCUCAUUUCUGGGCUUAUCUUAAAUUUAAAUAAAGAUUUCUUAUAAUUCUCAUCACUGCUAAUAUGCUCAAAGUUCUUUGGAAAUUAAUUUCUAGGCUCAAAUGUUUUUCUGUAAUGAAACAAGUUGCAGCUUGAGGUGGCCAUUUACACCAGGAAAAUGCUAUAGGUGUGGAAGGAGAGUGCUUUAGGCACUCCCCAUGGCUUGUUCUUAAAGAAAUUUAAAGAGAUGUCUCACAGAUCUCUGAUUUCUUGUCCAGUUGGACCCCCAUGCUUAUAGUUGGAUGUUGAGUGUUUCCGAAUAGUGUGUAAUGAGGGGCAGCACCAGCCAGCCUGGGGCACCACCUGGUAGUGAUUUGGCUUCUACCACCUCUGAUGCCAUUGGAGCAGCAUGGUGUGGUGGGAUAGCUUGCUGUCAGUCACUCCCCUAAUCCCAUCCUAUGUGCAGAUGUAUUUACCCAGCAGUAGAAGUCUUUCCUUUGGGAAGUGAGUGAACACUUGGUUUCAUACUCUGAUGGUCAACUGUCAUAUUAGAUUCCCCAGUAUGAGAUGCUUGAUGACUUCUUCAGCCAUUGCCCUCUACUAGGGUGGUGGACCUGUUUGAGUAGCCUGUUCUCAGAGCUAGAGGCAAAGAAGCAGACUGGGAGAUUGCAAAAACACAAGUGGCAAAUGUCUAGAUGUGGAUCCAACUAAACUCAGAAAAAGUUCAUUAUUGAGUUCACUCUCAGUAGUGAUAAUGGCAGCAAAUAAUAGUACUUUGCCACCAUAGUGUCUUUUGGAUCCAGGGACACGGGUGGCACUGUGGUCUAAACCACUGAGCCUCUUGGGCUUGCUGAUUGGAAGGUUAGCAGUUUGAAUCUGUGUGAUGGAGUGAGCUCCCAUUGCUCUGUCUUGGCUCCUGCCAACCUAGCAGUUUGAAAGCAUACCAGUGCAAGUAGGUAAAUAGGUACUGCUGCAGCGGGAAGGGAAAUGGUGUUUCUGUGUGCUCUGGCACUUGUCACGGUCCUCCGUGUGCCAGUAGUGGUUCAGCCAUGUUGGCCGCAUGACUCAGAAAGCUGUCUGUGGACAAACGCCAGCUCCCUCAGCCUGAAAAGCAAGAUGAGCACCACACGCCAUAGUUGCCUUUGACUGGACUUAACCAUCCAGGGGUCCUUUACCUUUUUACAAGUGGGAACCUGAGGGGAGCAUUAAUCAGUUUGCCAUUUAAGUGGUUGGGAGCUGCUUAUCCUGGUGGCAGUGGUGCCCAUGGUGAUGGCUAUUUUUUGCUUUUAAAUGUUGUGCCCACAAGGGGAGCAGCAGAGGCAAGCUUCUUCUUCCCUUUCUCCCACUCAGAGCCAAACCAGGGUUUCAAAUGGCUAAUAUGUAGAGAGUGGGAAAACAUGAUAGUGGCUGGACCAAGAGCUCUAGCUGCAGCCACUUUCAUUAAAAACCUGUGGUGGCAGGCAGUGACACUUAGAAGGGAAAAAAGAGUCAUCACUGCAGAGACUGCUGUUGCUACUAGUAAAAUAAGCAGCUCCCUCCCACAAACUGGUUUGACACUCCACCUCCUGAAAUUGUCAUUCUCUUUUUUUGGAAAUGGCUCCCCAUUUAGUGCUAAAUUUUGGUAUUGUUUCAGGCUUCAUUUUGGCACAGAAAUUAUCUUGUUGCUUGGACAGAUAGCCUGUAACGGGAGAAGGACGGGGGAAUGUGACCCUACUUAUUCUUCAGGCCAAUGAUCACCAACAUUUUGGGGUCUAGGGGCACAUUUGGAGUUUUGAGAAGGCACCACUCAGAAAAUAGCACCAGUAAGAAAAUGGCUCCUGCCAGAAGUGUUACACAAAAUGGCUGCCAACUCCAAAACAGGAGAAAAAGAAAAGAGAUGAUAACAUUAAAUGGUUUAAACACAUAAAAAACUAUUUAUUUAUUUUUUGUUAUCUGAGUAUUUUUGGUGGGAAACCUUCUUUUACAGGCACUGGUUGUAACUUUGUUUCUUGCUGGGGUAUUGUUGUAGAGCUGGAAAUUAAAAGAUAGCUGAAUUGAGGAAUAAUUUUGAAUUACUAUAGCCAGCCAUAUUUCAUAUAUAGUCACAAAUAAAAAUACAUACUUAAUGCUGGUUGGCAAGUCUGAGUUUUUAAGGAAUGAAAAAGAAUAAAAAUACAUGGAAAUUACACACAAAAUACAUUUAAAACCUCACCAUAGUAGUAGUUGAACAAUACGGGCCCAGGUUAGUGGGAAGCCUGAGGCUGAAUGUCAUCUACUAGCUCCUCAAUUUUAGGGGUGUAUGAGGAGAUAAUGUGACUGGCAAACAGCAAAUCAAAACAAAUAGAGCAGCAAAUGGGUGAAUGCAAGGAGUAGAAAAGACAGAAGUACUAAAGUGGAGGGGAAAGCAGUAGUUCUUUAGGACCCCAGGGAUUCCUGUUACCUAGUGUCCAAACAACUUGUUUAUGAAUCACACCUCUGACUUCAUGCAUAAACUAAAAUCACUGAAGCAGUCAGCCAAGUUCAUUUCACAGGAACUGCUUAGAAGAGUACCUGCACAUUGUGCUUCAUAACUUUCUCUCUCUCUAGGAGGGCUAGAGACUUAUUUGCUAAAAAAUGAAAGCCCAGAGUACAGGGUCCCUGCCUGGGAGCACCAAUGAAGAUAUUUACAAGUGCCAUGGCACCCAUGGCUGCUUGGUCACCCCUACUCCAGGCUCUCUCUGUGGAUUCAGCUAAGUCUCCUUCCACAUAGGGUUUCUGGUUUGGGAGUUGGGGCAUGGUGCUUCAGUGGUUCUACUCUUAUCUGGAGGGCUCACUCUGUUUCAUAGUGCUGAGUGAGUUCUGCUUAACUCCAUGACGUCUAUUCCAUGGGAAUUCAGAGGGUUUUAACAUCUACAGGAAUUUUUUGAGUGAGAUUAUCUGCAGUUUUGACACUCAAGGCAUCUCCACAGUUUUGCUGCCGAGUCUGAGAUGUUUUCCACUUAUCCUGUGCUUUCUAGGCACAAGUAAAAUCGGUUUUUCAUUUGUCCUGCUGCUUUCCCUGGAAAAACCCACAGUAUACCACUGAAUCAGAACAAAUGUCAAUCCACAGAAAAACCUAUUGACAUUUGUUCUGAUUCAUCAGUAAACAGCAGGUUUUCCUGGGAGAAAGCAGCAAGACAAGUGGAGGUGUGGACGAGCCCUCAGUCUUAACUAGAGAUGACCUUCAGCUCUAGCUCUCCUUUAUAUCAGAUUCAGAUGAAGCAAUAGAAAUGCUGACUCAUUGCCUCAAGGCAGCAAUGGACCAGGAAACGUACUCUUUAUGAGAUGGAAGUACUGGUGGUGGGUACUGUCCAUGGAAGUGGUAUUAUAUCCAACCUGUCCUGAAUUAGGUUCCAGAUCGCUCCCGCUAAAGGAUUAGAUUUGCAGUUAGGGAUUGCUCCAGCUCUGUUGCUAGAGAUCCAAGUGGCACAAGAGGGCCUUUUACCAGCCAAGGCUGAUACAUGAGCUGUGAUCCUGGAGAGAAAGAGCUUGGCUACAGAUACCCAUGUUCUGGUAACUUCCAGUUAAGACUACUGCAGUGAGUAUGGGGUGCCUUUGAAGACUGUCUGGAAACUGCGGUUAGUUCAAAACACAGCUACUGUCAGCUACUAACUGGGACCAAGUGUUAGAAACACAUUGUGCCAGAUAGCUUUGCUAGCUUCUUGUCGGACUAGCUUCAGAACCGUAUAUGGCCUCGGACAUGGACGUCAAUGUUACAUCUUCCUCUUUAUCAGCUUUACAUACACUAAAACUUGCCUCAUCUGAAGUGCGGAAGGUGGCUAUGGGCAAGAGGGCCUUUUGGGUUGUGGCACCAUGCUUGUGAAAUUCUCUCCUCAUGCAGAUUAACUUGACAUCUGUGCUUUAAUGCACUAGGCAAAGGCAUUCUUAUUUCCACAGGUUUUUACCCUAUGAUAUAUUUUUAUUUCUGGUCUGGUUAUUUUUAGUACCACCUUUUACUGUUGUCACUUGUUACUUUAUUACUGUUUUAUUGUGAUUUACAAGCUAUUUUAAUUUGCCCUUCAAAUAUAUGAUUGAAGGGCAGAAUGGAAACAUUUUAAAUACAUAAGUAAAUAAAUAUAUUCAGCUGCUUGCAAGAAUUUGAUGUGGGUGUGUAUGUGACUACUUGGAUUUGUAGUUUUAUAUUAUGAGUUUAAAAUUCAACUUGCAAAAGCCUUUGGGAUGGUCACCUCUCCUCCUGACAAGGACGCUAUACGUAGUUGCAUGUUAGUCAGACAUUCUAGAGGUGAAGUGUGUAUUCCUCUACCGUGCAUCACUAUGCUUCAUUUGUUGAAUUUCUGCCUGCCAUGCCUCUGUUAAUAAACAUAAGUCUCUUUCUCUACACCCUGAAUGAACCUAUUUCUGUAGAGUAUAAAUGAAGAUGAUAAAUAAAUGAAAAUGGUAUUGAAUAAUCUUUCAUUAAAAUUAAUUAAUGGAAAGCACAUUAUAACCAACAGAACUUUAAGACUUCUUCAAAUGUCUCUACAAACACCAAGCAAGCAAGGAAGGGCAAAAGCCUGCAUUUGGAGUGGUGAUAAGGUGCUUUUGUGCCCUUCUCUCAGAUAAAACUCUUAUGAAGGCAUUACACGCAGGCAGGCUGUCCAAUGCAAAUUGCAGUCUUGGAUCAAACCUCACCAGCAGUGUAUUAAUUCAGUAUUUAUGCGUAUUUUGAAGUGUUGCUUAAACUGAAUCAGACACUUUUUUCUUGUCAGAGCCACCCAUAUUUCCUCAGCUGUGUUCAGCUAUGUUGCAUGUGUGUAAAGAGAGAACCUGUCUUUUCUCGGGAACUUCCUAGAAAUGUGGAAAAUCUUGACAAUUGUUCUCUGUUAGUAGUUUUGACCUGUAAGCUGUAUAAAAUGGCAUUUAUUUUCUACCUUUUAGACAAGGUAAAGCAGCUAGAAAUCCAGGUGAAAUCUUUGCUGCAUCAGGAAAAGUUACCAGAAAAAGAAAAGAUGCCAAUAACAUACAUCUGAGCAGCUCUUGUAAAUUGUUUAAAACUAGCUAUUUGGAAAGUACUUGAUGGAAAGGUAUGCUCACUGCCAGGGAAGCUACUGAAAAGGGCUUUUCAGUCUUCCAUCCAGUACUUAGGUUUCCUGUCUUCCUUAAGGAAGACAAGGUGGCAUCUUCUGUGCCUGGCUGAAACUGCUGUAUUUUCAGGCUGAAAAAGAAGCAAUCUUUAAUCCUGUCAAAGUUUGAUAAUAUUAUGUGUAUUGACUGAAAUCCUACAGGGUGGACAUAGUGGGCCCUUUUCAUUCCCAUAGCACAUUGUAACCUAGCAGCUACCUUUGGAAAGUAACCAAUAACAAGAGGCACUUGAUAUUUGCAAGGAUCAUGGGGGUCCUCUCUCUUCUCAAGUUCCAAAAUUUACAAUAGUCUUAAUUUAAAAGUUAAGCCAGGGAUCAGUUGCUUAAUCUGGAACUGGGAACCUGGGAGCAGGGGAAAGAAAGAAAGAAAGAAAGAAAGAAAGAAAGAAAGAAAGACUCCUCUUCCCCAGUCUCAUAUGCCAGUGUGAGCUGACUCCAGCUUUCCCAGCCAAUUGUCAAGCGAACUGUUGUCUUGCUUUUAAUUAAGGGUAUCUGAAUCAAAAUUGGAUAAAAAGGACUGGGAGCGGGCUUCAUUCCUGCAGGUGUUGCUGAAAUACACAAGGCAGAAGCAGCUGGUAAUGAGUUGGUGAAAAUGAAAAAGGGACAUAAGUAGCUUCUUUAGCAAAUCCCCUGGAAAUGACACAGAGCCUCUUAGAUCGAUAGGACUCAUCUAGCCAAGGGCUGCUGGACCCACUUACACCUCGGGGGAGAGAGGUGGAUGGCUACAGUAUUACCUAUGAAACCGAAGCAAAGUCUCAUUUCAUUAUUUUCUUCCUUCCCCAGCAUCAGUGCACAUGAGGGCUUGAGGGAGAUAGUGCAUAAUAUAGGGACAUUUGAUGUAGUCCCGGCAUGAGGAGGCCAGGUGCCCUGACAAACUGUUCCUGGAGCACCACAAAGUAGGAUGUGGCAUUUGAACACAAGUGUGAUAGUUCUGUUCUUGGAUGGCUUAUCUAAUUAGAUUCACCCAAUCUAAACAAGGGUGUGUGUGGAAUCUGGCAGAGCACCUUCUGGCCAUAGGUUCACAGUGGUUGCCCUAAUACCCUGAUAGACACAUCCAGUGUAGCUGGCAAGUCAGGUCCUGCUCAGCACAGAGCUGGAACAAGCACAAUUCCCUGACUGAACAAAAAGGCUAGUGGCAACUGCUUGUGAAGGCUUGGAUUUAUGAAGCAGCACAAUAUGCAGUGAGAGUGGAUAUUUGCAUCUGCUGGGGAUGUAGAGAAGGAGCUAAAAAGAAAGCAUCAAGGAAACCUGGUAGUGUUGGAAGUGGAGAUUAGCCUGGGGAAGGCUUCCUCAUAGCUCCUUCCUUCAUUUUGCACAGUGGUGUGCAGGGGAGUUAAAAAUGUUUUAGUGUGUGAUUAUCUUUAGGUUAUGGUUGUAUUUAUAUUGCUUGGGACCUCACUGUUUAAGGUGAUUAAUUACUUAAUAAUAAUGCAAAACUGAAACUUUUAAAGCAAAGCAGAAGAGAGAGCAUCUGAAAGCUAGUUGGAAAUGGAGAUUUGAGACAACUUGUCAAGCCAAUGUUCAUAUAUAUUUAUUUAAUUGUUGUUAUUUGUAUACCUCACCAAAUCAAUAAAUGUUUGGUUGGACACCGCAGUAGCACCAAGCACUCUGGAACAUUGUUCAAAUGCAAAUGGAUUUCAAAAAAGUAAUUGAGGUGGAUAAAAUAAAGAUAACAUUCAUUUUAGGGGAUAUUUGAAGCUUUCUCUAUAUCAGUUACUGGAUUUUGAAACAUCUUGAUUUGGGAAUAUGUGGAAAUAAGCUGAGCCACUCAGCUGAGUAGCAUUUUAUUAAUUCAGAUUUUCUCAUUGAGGAUUAGGGAGGACAGUAUACUACAUAUAAUGAGGCAUACCAUCUAAACAAGUCUGUAGUCUCUGACAAAUAAUUUACCUUUGAGGGGGGAAAACACAUUUCAAAAAUUUUGCUGUUUUUUCCCCAUUGUUACUGAAUUUUAAAUGGUAUUAUUUCUUGUUGUGAGACCUUGUUUUAGGGCAGCCUGUUCAUACUGUAAAUAAAUAAAUUUGUUGGAAUUACUUGUUUUAUAUUAUUGCCAUUUAGUGAGCUAUUGUAGGAGGGAAUUUGAAAGCAUUCCACCUACUCUUUGGAGGGCACUGAAAUUUCAGAGGGUCUGCUUCAUUUAAUCUGGAGCCAAGGAAUAGCUGGCUUUGCUCUGAGAGCACACCCUGCUGGUCAGUGUGAGCGCAUCUAAUCAUAAUCCACAAAUGGACACCAAAAAUUAAUGUGCAAUAAUAUAAAAUUGUACAAAAGAUGAGGUAGGGGGCAGAAUAUGUUACCAGUAGAGCCAUUCAUGUUCCCAUAUGAAGUACUAUCACCUAUUUUUACUCCUAGGUCACAGAAGAAUGACAGAGAAGGCUUGACAUCUUGUAGGCCUGAUGUGGACUAUAUAAUCCAUGACUGAUAAAUAGCAUGGCUGCUGCAGUCCUGAAGCAUUAGGCUUAACAGGAAUUUGACCUGAAGACUUGAAGAAAUGGUGUGGUACCAAAGAGAAAGAAGGUGCCUAGACGGGGGGGGGGGGGGUGUCCAUACUUUCUAGUGACCAGCAGCUAAACUGAGAAAUAAAUACAGGCUGUUUAGUUGUCUGAAGGCAUCAUUAUAUUACCUAUGGCUAAUAUCAGUCACUAUCUGUUACUAAUGGUGUUUUACAAUCCCCCACACGCCUCUUAUAGACCAAAAAUAUUGGUGCCCCAAAACUAUUACUUCACUGUUAUGGUACUUUCUCUUGGUUAUCCUUUAUUUCCCAGAGUCUGGUGGCUUUUAGAGUGGACUCUGAACACAGCCUGUAAGCUGAGCUGAAGCCCUGUUCAGUAUGUGACUAGUUACUAGGGUUAGCUGAAAGAAUGUGCAUUUAUUUACUGAAGGUACUUUAUAAAUCAAUACCUUGUUUUUGAACUCAGGUCAAUAGGAAUAACUCAGAAAAACAACAAACAACUACAGCAGCCCUAAAACAGCACUUUCAGCAUAUUGAUUUUUAGAAUAGUAUCUUUUCCUGGUAUUAUUCACACAAACUUGAAUAUCACAAGUCAUAAUGAAUGUAUAAAUAAAUAUAUACGUGAAAUGAAAUGAACAAACAGUCAAAGCAUUGUACCUUGGUGGCUCAGCAAAAAUUAAAAUGUCAAGAAAUGUUAGUGUUGCCCUCUCAAAAUUGUGCAGCACUGAAAACGUAGUUUGGAUUCACGUAUGUCAAAAUGCUACCAGUAAUUGAGUAUGAAUAUAAUUAACUUCCUUUUAAUGUGAGAAUCAUAACAUUUACUUUCUUCAUGCAAUGACUACUAGAACCUUAUUGUUAGGCUUAGAAUGUGUGUGUACCAUUACAAUUUUAUUGCUAGCAUGUUAUUUUAAGGCAUAUGCAGUUAUUUGGGAGUAAGCCCCAUUGCACCAAGUGGCCCAGUGUGCAUUUCAUGGUAAACCAUGAUUGAUUUCUGGUUUCUUUGUUUCCUCCCUGCUAGCACAUGAAAGAAACACACCACGACCUCUAACUUAGCAUUAUGUUCAAACACCAUAGUUGUUGUUUUUUUGCUUCUAACAAAUCAUAAUCAGUAUGCCAAAAUUAAACCUUGGUUGCAGAUCAUAACUUGCUGGAAGAUAAACCCACAACCCUUGGUUUGGAUGUGAGAGUGGUCUGUUUCUUCCACAUUCUAGAAGGGAGGAGACAAACAGACAAGAAAGGCUUGUUCAUGGUAAACCAACAAGGCAAAUGAUGAAACUUUCUUCUAUGUAAAUAUGCAUAGGAUUGGGCUGCACAUGUGUCAGUGUGUCACUUUCAUAGAAUCAUAGAAGUGUAAGGUUGGAAGGGACCAUGAAAGUAAACUAGUCCAACAAUGCAGCAAUGCAGGAAUCUUUUACCUAACAGACUCAAACCCACGACCCUGAGAUUAAGAAUCUCAUGCUUUACCAACAGAGCUAUCCCAGACAUCUUUGAGCCUCUGUUUGUAUACUUGGUGGUGAGGAGUGUACAAAUGUUCAAAUGGAGCUCUGACCCAUAAGGUCAUUUUCAUGGUCAAAUGUGGCAUAUUUUGCAAUUAAUUUUGGAUGCUUGGAAUUUUUAAAACUAUGCUUAAAGGGAAAGAAAGAAUUGUCAUUGAGCAAAAAUACAAGACAUCUUCAAGGCAUAUCUAGCUUAGGAGUGGUUGUUAUUUGUAGACGCCCAUCUCAGCAUUCUAUGCCCACUCAGGUUGGUCCUGCAUUUCUGGCUUCAGACUGGAGGCGAUGGGAUAAUACAUUAUCACACACCUUUCUCUCUUCCUGCAGGGGUGUUCCCCAGUCAUAGCUAUGGGUCUAGUGACUUGCUCCAGUUGCCAUACUGGACCUUAAGGUGUCAGGCAUGCAUACGUGCUCACUCUCCCACAGCCUGCUCUUCUGAAUUCUGCCAGACUCAGCUUAUACUUUCUUCUUCUCAACUUUCUGGAUCCACACAUUUUGACAAUCCUGGAGGGAAUAAGGUAACCAGGCUAGCCUGUAGCAGCAAAUAAAGCAAAGAAAUCAUUCUGUCACAAUACAUUUGUAAGUUUUUAAAGUGUGACAAAGCUUCAUUCUUUGUACUUCUGAACUAGUUCUUCUAUACUAGGAACAAGUUAUAUUAUUUUGUUUAUUCAAGGUAUACAACUUGUGAGAGCCAGUGUGAUGUAAUGGCUGGGGAAACCCAGCCAGGUGGGUGGGGUAUAAAUAAUAAAUUAUUAUUAUUAUAAUGGUUAGCCUGCUGGACACAGACAUGAGAUACCAGGGUUCAAAUCUCUUCUCAGCCAUGAAACGCACUGGGUAACCUUGGGCCAGUCACUGUCUCUCACCUAACCUACCUGACAGGAUGGUUGUGAAGAAAACAUGGAAAGUGGAAACCAUGUACGUUACCUUGAGGAAAGGUAGGAUAUAAUAGGGUUGAGAUAUUUCAAAAAGUGAAAAUCUGGACACAAAUGUCCAGAUUUUCAUGUACAUUUACGUAAUUUCUGCCCAGACAAUGUUUCCGAUGGCCGAAUCCCAGUAAUGAUUGGAAAAUUCCAGGUGUGUGGCAACCCUAGGAUAUAAAUGUAAUAACAAUGCACAAAUAAAUAGUUUUUAUAGAGUCAUAAGUACUUGAGAGGGUAUUGCAGGACAUCUUGGUUGAUGCAGGAAAUACCCAACAGAUAGAUGCCAGCCCAGCCUCUGCAUAAAAGACAUGCAGCUAGGAAGAGUCCACCCACGCCCUUGCUGCCACUCUUGCUAAUUGGAUCAAUUUUUGAACUGUUCUUACAAUCAAGACCUUUAUCCUAAAGCUUGGACAUCAUCUGUACUUCUGUAAUUGAAGCCCUUUAGAACUUGUUCUGCCUAUUUACUGUAUUUUUCACUCUAUAAGACGCAUCAGACCACAAGACACACCUAGUUUUUGGAGGAGGAAAACAAGGGGGGGGAAAUCUGAAUCUCAGAAGCCAGAACAGCAAGAGGGAUCACUGCGCAGUGAAAGCAGCAAUCCCUCUUGCUGUUCUGGCUUCUGUGAUGGCUGUGCAGCCUGCAUUCGCUCCAUAAGACGCACACACAUUUCCCCUUACUUUUUAGGAGGGAAAAAGUGAGCCUUAUAGAGCAAAAAAUACGGUAUUUACUUCCUCAGUUGCUUUCCCGAUCAUUCUUGGCUACACAGGAUAGUAACACCAAGGUGCAAACUUGCUUCAUUUCUUGUCUUAAUCCAGUGAUAAUUCAGUAUGUGGCCUGCCUUGGGCUAGCAGCAACUCCUAUUUGGCUACCAAGUUUGCCAAUUUGUCAUCCUUUCUUGAAACUCUAGUUGUCUACAUUUACUGUCUUAGAUGAACUCCGUGACCUCACCUUGAGGUGUUAAGAAUUGCUAAGGGCCAUCAGAACCUGUGUAAAUUACAGCCACGCAGACAGCAUGUUGAAAAAUCAAUAAGUAAUGAAAUAGUACUGCAGCAGAGUAGCCAAGAGAGCAAUGGGUGGGAAAAUCCUGAGGACUCUGUUUCAUUUUGUCAAAUAGAAAGGAAGAUGUUCUGGUGUAAUGUUACAAAAUUAUCCCCACUGGUCAGGGAAGAAAUUGAAAUACAGGAGAGGUGCGAAGCAGGUGUGAUACUGCCUCUCUUGGGCUCAUGAAACUCUUUGCUUUCCCUUAAGAAUAUAGCAGCCUCUACUUAAUUCUGCACUGACUUGUCGUUUGCUUUUCUGUAAUGAGGUAAUGAAAUGGAUUUCUGUCUCCAUGUAUUCUGGGAUUGGGCAUCUACUGCCUUCUUUCAUCACUCCAUGAUUGUUGUGAAUGAUCACCAGCAUUCAGAUCCACCCAGCUAGCCAUGCUAGGGAGGUAGACAUAUUAGGAAGAAUUUGUAGAAUGUAGAUAAUAGAAAUGGACAGAACAAAAUGAAAAGCAAGGUCUAUUUUGAGUCUCAAUUCAAAACCGUCCACUCACUUUAACCCUUCCAAAGAUCAACACGGACAGUCAGUUCAAAGGACAGCUGCACUUCAGUCUUCAGAUUAUUCAAGCAAGUCUCAGAAGAAAAUAAGAAUAAAUAUGAAGGAAUUAGAUUCCUGGAAAAGUGGAGAGAAGUUGGACAAAGAGAGUAUGUUCCACUUGCAGAAAAACAUUUAAGGUUAGAUAAGACCACUGCUUUCAAAUACAAAAGGGGGGGUCCAGGAAGAGAAAAACUGAUCUCCUUUGCAGUGCUGAUUUACAUAUCAGGAAGAACGUCUUAAAAGUAAGAAGAAUUGGAGCAACCUUAAAUGUCAGAGAACUAAAUAGUCUCUGAAUUAUAUAUAUUUUGAACACUGAUCAAUCCAUUCUGUGGUCCCUCACACCUACAGUCUGAUAUGUAAAGUCUAUGAACAGUGUCACCAUUUCUGUUCUAUCUGUGAAGUGGGCCUCAGCCAGACUGUACCCUUGUUUGUGCUUCUGCCCAAGUGCUCCUAAAGUUUUUUGGGGUGGAUGGGUGGCACUGCAGAAUCCAAGUUUGUGACUCAAUUCCUUACAUGUAUAGAAGGAUUCAUAAAGUGUUUCUAAGUAUCUGAAGAGAAAUACACUCUGACCUGUUCACCAGAAACAACAGAACUAUUUCUUUGAACAAAAAACAGGAACUGGAGGAAAAUCCAGCUGCAAAACUUCAGUGCCAUUUUUCUCUUUAGAGCUCUACAAUCUUGAAGAACUGCCGUCAAAGCUUUUCUGAAUGAGCAAAUGAGAGGAUUUUUUUGUUUUGGUUGUUGCCCUCCUGGGACUCAUUGGAGUAGCAGGAUAAAAAUUAAUUAGAGGCUGUUUGGAGGGGGCUUUGGAAGAUCGCCUCAGGCUACACUUCAGUCUGGUUGUUAGAAGCAAUAUCAUCACCGCCUCCUCUCCCACUGAAGAGACCUGCCUGGGUGCGGCUGGGGGGAGCCACAGAAUGUUCAACACAGACAUCAGAGCCAAGAGCUUCCUCCCAUAGAGAUUACUUACUGCAAAAUCAGUGGAUCUACCUGCUGACAGCCCCAGAAAUAUGUCUUGUUUCAUUUUCUGGUGUCUUAAAGAGGUUGCUUAUGAAGCUCAUAGAACACUGAUUAAAUAUCCACUAAAGAAGAUUCUUUCCCUUUACUCUUUUUCAUGAAUUAUGCUAAUCAGAAGGAUGAAUGGAAGGUUCUGGUAAUGGAACAGUUUUUCAGUGGCUGGCUUUCUUUUUCUAGGGAAUGGACUGACAGUGUGAGGAUGAGGGUUACAAAUAUCUGUCAAUCCAAAUGAUUGUUCAUUUGGAUAGGAAACUCAAAUACUUCCUGGCACUGUUGUCUUCCUUACUGGAACUCUCAUGCAAAGCCUGUGUGUAGGUGUAGAGCUAAACACAAUGGGACUUGACUGUUGACAAGUGAUCCUUGGAGGCUUCUUUGCUGGUGCGUCUGGUCUUCAUGUAGUUCUACCCAUUUACUGAGUUUGCUGCUUGCUGCAUAGGCAGAAACUCUUCUUGACAGACAGGCAGGCAUCAGUGUGUGGUAAUAGGAAGCAGAAUCAGGGGCAGGCAGCUGGGCAGACUGAAGUCCUGCAGGACCUGGGACAGUUCCUAGGGAUAGCAGAAGCUGAACCAGCUAUGGCGGAGGUUUUCAACCUUUUUUAGUCCAUGGCUUUCUUGACCAACUGCAUUCUUUCUACGGCACCCCUGUGGGGCUCAGGAGCACAGUUGUGUCACCCCUUGCCUGCAGAGCUGGCAGCCUCUCACUGUUUUUGGAACACCCUCCCUUGUGGAGUGUUCCCUUAGACUCCUCUCCUCUGCCCUCUCCUUGGGAGUCCUCUGGGCAGCCACCACCACCGCCCCUGGUCUCUGAGCCACCCCUCAACCUCAAGAGAGUUGCCACCUCAUGCUACCCCACAGGAACCUGGGAAGAGGAUGUCCCCAGCCUUGGUGGCCCAACAGAGAUUGGCCAAAGGUGAAUGUGAGGCAAGCAAUGGCAGCAGUGGGUGCUGCUGGACCUUCAUGGCGGAAAGUCUCCCCUUCAGCACCGGGCACUUAGCUCCCAGGCAGGCCUUGCACACAGCAAGUACAAUAAAGGCCGGUACCCACUUUUGGAGCUUAUAGUCAAGGCUGCUGCAACAAACAGCUGUGCAAGCCUUUGGGAGGCAGAGAUGCAAGAGAGCAUCAGAGGAGGGAGGGAAGGAAAGAGGGACAGAGGCCACUGUUGCCCACAGCACCCCUGACCACCAUUAAAGGCACCCCAGGGUGCCACGGCACAGUGGUUGAAAACCACCAAGGUAUGGGCUCCACUGAACCCUUAUUUCCUCAAGUAAAAUCUGAUGUCAGCCAGAGCCCCUUCCCCACCUCCUCAAGUGGCUUUUGCCUUCUCCAGGGUGGGGGUGGGGGUCAAUAAGAGCAAAUAUCACAUUCAGAUCCCUCUUCUGAAAGGUUUGGGCAGCCACUCCCAGAUUCAGAGUUAGGUGACUCUGCCUCCUUCUUCAGGAGAUAUGAUUGGGGUCUUCUUCAACUGCUUCUGUCUCUGCUGAAUUUAGAGGCCAUGAGAUCUCUUGGGCAAUUGUUCCUGGCUCCAGUUCACUACCGGAGUAAACUGAGAUUCAGGGACAUUUAUAUGUAUGACUUAAACAGGAUUAUUCUGCCCUUCAAGAAGCAUUCUAAGAAUCAUUGUUGUGUAUGUUCAGUUUUGCUUUGCUUUUUUCCAUACCUUCCUUUGCUAAACAAUUUUCAGGCAUCAGGAGACUUAAAUUAUACCAGUUCCUUGAGAGCACCAUUUCUGAGGUCUCCCAGCCCAGCCUGGCCUACUUCCCAUUUUUCCACUGAGAAGAAACAGAAGUCAUUAUCUCAUUGCAGCACUGCAGCUUUUUAAGUUCAAUGUCAAUAGCUAGUUAGGAAAGGGCAAGGCAGGUCAGGGAUUAGGACUUCAACUGUCCUUGCUGUUUCUCUGUGGGAUGAUCUGCUGUUUUCCUCAGUGUAAUAAAUAAAUAAAUAAGAUUCCCAUGCCACUAUCUCAGAAGUGAUCAGAAAAGGAAAAUGUCAGUUUUAGAACUGACAGAAUUCUGAUAAAAAUGUGAAAGUGUGUGAGUUUUUGUGUGAAAGAGAAAUAUUUUGCUGCUUUUAAAAACUUAACACCCCUUAUUUAUUCUCAUCUUUUUCACAAGCAGCUUGGCAGUCCCUUCCUUAGUUUCUUUGGUUUGUAACUAACUACUCAGAGUAGACCCAUUGAUAUUAAUGAAAUUAAUCAUGUCCUUUAACUUCAGUGGAUCUACUCUGAGUAGGACUAGCAUUGAAUACAACCCUUUCCUUCUUUAAAAAAUAUUUCUAGAGAGCACCCCUCAUAUAAAUAUCAAGGCAGUGUACAACAAAAUAUGUAAGUACAAUAAAAAAUAAAAUACCAUAAAAACAAUAUUAAAAAAUCAUUAAAAUGACUGACUCAUCUCAGAAAAAAUGUAAACAACAGAACAGGACUGUCACCAUAAAAAGGUCUUCAAGAGAUGCCUGAAAAACAGCAGUGAGAAUCCCUGCUAAACCUUUGCUAGAAGAGUAUUCCACAGUAUGGGGUCAGCAGCAUUACAUGCCUAACUUCAAACUGAAGCCAGUUGGGCUUCUGAAGCAUCCAGAUUCUGCAUAGAAUUCUGAGUUAAUUUUACUUGGCCUUGUGUCUACUAGCUUUCCAUAAUCUUUUAAUGUCAUAAUUUGUACCAGAAGUUGCAAUCACAUCCCUUCUCCCUCCUACAGAAAUAUAAGUGUAUGAAAGAGUUUUCAGAACAUCUCUUUAUUUUUCUUGAAUUACAAAAGUCCUAUUCAGUUAGUAGCUUAGGUGAUAGCUGUUGCAUGAGGGGCAUAGUAGGUCUGUGCUCCCUAGUCCUGCCAUCACUAUUUCAUCCCCUGCUGGUGCCACCAUGCUGAGUGGGGAGCCUGCUCCACAUGCCAGAUUUAGGACUCUAAUGUGGGCAUGCAGAAUAGACUCCCCAAUUCAGAGUUACAAUUUCCAGACAGGUUUAACAAUCAAACUCUUUUCACAUGGAACUCUGGGAAUUCUAGCUCUGGGAGGGGAAUAGGGGCCUCUGAACAACUCUCAGCACAACUCUCUUAAACUACAGCUCCCAAAAUUCUUUGGGGAAGCCAUGAAUGUUUAAAUAGGUAUUAUAGCACUUUAAAUGUACAGUGUGAAUGUGUCCCAAGACUACACUCCUAAACACUUUUUCUGGGACUAACAGUAAAUUAUAUGGACUUCAGUGACAUUGACUUUAAAGUAUAAAUUGUGUCCAAUGGAGCUUAUUUGUAGUUUAAUAGAUUAAUUUAUGAAUAGAUAAUCUAGUAUUUUUUUCUGUUUGGGGCGAGGGAAUGGCAAUCUGAAGGACCUUUUUUAUUCUUGAUUUUAUACAUGUUGCUUUUUUAUAAGCUUGCUUUCAAUUUUAAUGUAUAUAUUAUAGUCUUUGUAAACCACUUAUAUGUUUUAUUUACAGUUAAGUGGUAUACAGAUCUUGUUAAAUAAAUACAUAAAUAAAUAAAUACAUAAGCGAAUCUCCAUUGUUUCUCCAAAACAAGUCCUGCCUGACAAAUCUCAUUUCCUUUUUUGAUAGUUACAAGUUUGGUGGAUCAGGGGAAUGUUGUGGACAUAUGCUUUUUACAAGGUGCCCCAUGAUAUUCCUGUGGAGAAGCUGGAUGAGGUUACUGUUAGGUGGAUUUGUAGCUGGUUGACUGGUUGACUGACCAAACCCAAAUAGUGCUCACUAAUGGUUCCCUGUCAUCCUGAAAAAAGUGAUAAGUGGGGUACUACAGGGUUCUGUCCUUGGCCUGUUGUUGCUGAAUGUCUUUAUAAACAACUUGGAUGCUCAUCCAAUUUGCAGAUGGCACCAAACUGGGAGGGGUAGAUAAUGCCACAGAAGACAGAAUCGGGAUUCAAAAAGACCUUAACAGGUUGGAGAACUGGGCCCAAACUAAUAAAAUGAAUUUCAAUAGGGACAAAUGUAAGGUUCUACACUUAGGCAGAAAGAACCAGCUGCACAAAUAUAGGAUGGGGGACACCUGUCUUGUAUAUGUGAAAAGGAUCUAGGAGUCUUAGUAGACCACAAACGUAACAUGAAUCAACAGUGUGAUGCAGCUGCACAGAAAGCUAAUGCUAUUCUAGGCUGCAUCAAUAGAAGUCUAGUGUCCAGAUCAAGGGAAGUCAUAGAACCUUUCUAUUCUGCCUUGGUCAGACCACACCUGGAAUAUUGUGUCCAGUUCUAGGCACCACAGUUUAAGAAGGAUAUUGACAAGCUGGAAUGUGUGCAGAGGAGGGUGACCAAGAUGAACAAGGGUCUGGAAACCAAGUCUUAUGAGGAAUGGCUGAGGGAGUUGGGUAUGUUUAGUCUGGAGAAGAAGAGAAUGAGAGAAGGGCUGUCACAUGGAAGAUGGAGCAAGCUUGAUUUUUGCUGCUCCAAAGGGUAUGACUCCAACCAAUAGAUUCAAGUUACAAGAAAGGAGAUUCUGAUUAAACAUCAGGAAGAACUUUCUGACUGUACCUUUCUAAUAAAGGUAUAGGAGUUGGCUGGACUGUUGUUGCUUGGAGGCGGGCAGUUGGCAACCCUAGAUCAAGGACUAGUGGAUGUCCCUAUCUAUGAUGGAUUUGGAGAAGGGAGGAUAAUUUUUCACAGUGGCAGGCCCCCUUCUGCAAGGGUUUGCCCAGAAAUAAUCCUGAUAGAUGCACCACAGGCUAAUUCUGGCCCCAAACCUUAUGGGCUAUCUGACUGUUUGGGAGGUUUACUAAUGUCACCUGACAACCAUCCCUUAAUCCCAGCACUAGAAAUAUUAAAUGUAAGUAUUAAAGGAGCUCAGAAGACAAAGCUUUCUGGAACAUUAUUAGAACACAAAGGUGUAGCUUAGCAUCUGUGGAGUUGCAUGUAAGGCAUUCAGAUAAAUUCCUUUUUAAAACCAAUGAACUGUAAAAUGGACUGAAAAGUCCAUGUAGUUUGGAAAGUUUAUUUGAGAAAAGUGAUGUGAAAAUAAAACUGCCAAUAUCAUAAUGCCAUUAUACAUACCUAUUAGUGUGACCACAUGGGCUUCUGUGUUCACUUCCAGUCACUGCACUUCAAAAUGGAUAUCAUAACACUGGGAAAGGGGCAACCAACAUGACUGAAUCCCCUAUGAGGAAAGGUUACAAUAUUUGUGUUUAGAGAAAAGACGAGCAAGUGGGGAUAUGAUAAAUUAUGUGUAAAAUUAUGUAUAGUGUGGAAAAAGUGGAUACUGACUCAAGAAAGCUAGUAAAGGCUGUGGCACAACUCUGCCCUUUUAAAUUUAUUUAUUUAAAAUCAUUUGUCUACCACUUGGUAUUUCAUAAAACCUCCCAGCAGUGCCAAAGCCCAGUCUGUCACUUUUGUAUUGCCUGGUGUCUCUAGUCUUCCUGCAUAUCCAGGUGAAAAAGCCAGGUUUCCUCUCUGAUACACACUCUCUGAUACUAUCUUGCCUGAGAGGGGUGCAAAUCCAGCAAAGCUUGCAUUGUAGUAGUUAGCACUGUGGCAGCCCUCCUCCCAUUUGUCCAAACGGUCUUAGUGUUGCUUCCUGAAGUACAUGGCCAUUUACCAUUGGCUGGGCUUAGCAAUCUGUCACUCAAAGCCACCUGGGGGAAAAGUUUAUAAAUCAUCAUUUAUUUGUAUGCUACCUUUCCAUAGUAAAUUAUGCUCAUGGCAGCUCACAUCAAAAUGGUUUACAUAAUUCACUAAGAGUUACAAAACAUAAAAAAUUAAAUAGUUAUAUAAAAAUGAACUAAUGAAAGCAUCUCAUAUUAAUAAUGAAACAAUAAAAUUAAAGAAUCCACUGAUAAUUCAUAAGAAGGUCUGACAAUAAAAAUACAAGAACAUAACUCAGAUGAACAGCAAAAAACCAAAAACAAAACAAAAUACAUUUCCAAAACCAACUCAAAUUUUGGCAAAAUAAAUGCAAGCAGAUAAUAAGGGGUACAAAAUAUUAAUAAAUGCGGAGCACAUCUCUGAAAACAUAAGACUAACAAUAAUAUUUUUUAACUUACAUUAGAAGCAGGAAACCAUCUAAGGAGUUAGUUGGACUGUUGGAUGACAAGUGAAUUAAAUAUGUGCUUAAGAAGGAUGAUACUUGUGCCUGAGUUCUUCAGGAACAGAAUCUGAAAAACUGAGGCAAAUAGUGGUGACAAUAGAUGAAAUUCUAAGCCUUACUGUCAAAUUAAAAUUUUAAAAAUUACUGGAUCUGCAUGGUAUCUAUCCAUCCAUUGGGGAUUGUAGCUCUGUGGGGAUCUCCUAACAAUUCUUAGCACUUUUCAGUCCCCAGGAUUCUUUAGAGGAAGCCAUGUCUGUUAGUGGUAUGUAUGUAUGGUGUGGGUGUGACCAAACUCACAAGAAAUUAACAAAGAGCAACCAUGAUCACACCACCAUCGCCAGCCAAAAAAACCCAGUUAUGGUUUAUUCUUUGUUUGCACCAUACUACCUCUUGUGGCAGAGAUCAAGCAUGGGAGAAGGUCUGUUUACCAAGAGCUGGAGCAGAGCAGCUCAUCUAUGAGCCAUCAAAACAGUAUUCCAUGGAAAAAUCCUUGUCUGUGGCUGUACUUGAACCUUUGAGGGGAGGCGUUCAUCCUUUUCCUGGGUAGCUCAUAGUUUUCUUGCUUGUGGGUGUCAAUUUAAAUGUAUUUUAUUGUUUUGUUUUUAAAAAACAGAUCUCACUUUCUUCCAAAAAAGAAAUGAAAAAGGCAGGAUCUCUGGAAAAUGAGUAAUGUUACAUUGGUACAUGUCCUAUAACUACCUUUGGUUAGGCAGUCUGGGGCUCAAUUUGAUUAAAAUGAUGAUUGCAUGUAGAAUAUAUUGAAAUCACAGAUAGCUGCUUGGUUUAAUUUAGAAUGUAGAAACACAAUAUAUCUGACUGUGAGUACACUGCAUGCCACUGAAUUCUAGACAUUUUCAUGUCAUGUCCUUCUGGCUUAUCUCAAUGGUUGUAUAGUCAAUGUAAGGUGAAUAUAUGUGAUGAGAAACUGAAGCCUUUGUGAUGUGGGUGGAUGACCACCUGUAAAAAAAUGUAUUAAUUGAUUAUGGGUUGCUGACAGGUUAUUCCUGUUCUUUUCCUCUUUCCUUGUCAAUCUAGGAAUUAUUUAUUAUUUACAUUGUGGUUAUAAAUUUCUAAAAAAAAAGUUUUUAAAAAGAAAAGAUUUUGAAGGUUCCUGGGAAACAUUUAGUAGUGCAGCAAGGAGAGUUGUUCCUGAUACAUAGAUGGUUCUGCAAAAAAUAUUUUCCAUUUACGUCUUUGGGGAGGAAGCACAUAUAGCUGAGUGCUAAAGCAGCUCCUUUGCAUGCAGAGGUCCCCAGGUUCAACAUCCUCAAUGUCAUCUCUAGUCUAAAAAGGGAUUAGGUAGCAGGCUGUGGAAAUUACCUCUUUCUGCCCAAGGAGACCAUCCUCUAUAGCCACUGCAAGUCAGAGUAGACAGACAGACCUGUUAUAAGGCAGUGUCUUUAUAUGAAAGGAAGUGCUAUCAAGUGACCUUUUAAAAAAAGAAAAACUGAUGGGAAUGGCUAUCAGAUAAACUUACAGACUUCUGCAGAUGUGGGUGGAACCUUGAGAUUUAUUUACAGAGUUUACUGUAUUAUAGCAUUGACUCUUCAGAUUUUUAUUUUUUUUACAGUGAUGCAUGGAUGAAUAUCUAAACUGCACAUAACUUUUUUCUCAAGGCUGACAGCCUUUCACAGUACGCAGGAAACAGACAGAUAUAUAUUUCAAUUGACACUUUAGGCAUUAGAUGUAUUUGCCACUACAUCUUUCAUGUUGCUGGAAAGAGUUCAGGCCUGGGAGUUCAGCUUAUUGACUUCUGCAGAGACUCUUAGUGGCCAGUGAGAAUUCUGGAGCAGGCUUUCCCCUCAUCUUCCCAAGGGCUACCUAAAGACCAGAGAGCCUUAGGGAAUAUAAAGAGAGUUGACAUCCAGGCAAGGGAGUGUUUGCUACCAUUUCCUGAAGAGACCAACAGUGGCCAAAGGAAAACUGGACAAGAGUUGUGACUAUGGCCAGAGUUUCCAGGGAGCACAAGUGCCCAUACCCUGGAAUCCUAAGGAGAGUUGAAAUCCAGAAAAUUUCUACCUUGGAAGCAGAUUAAGAAACAAUUAGUUGACCUACUCCUGAGACAAAUUUGAGUUGGGUGAGGAUUCAAAUAGGUGUUGUUAUUAGAACCUCCAAAAGAUUGCUACCGUCUCAGUAAUGUGAUAGUCCACCACCACACAUGCCUAAACUGCAUUGUUGCUUGUCUUGGGACAGGAUGGGUGCUUCUGCAUAACAUGGGGUUGUAUAGUCAUUCAGCUCAAGCAGCUCUACCUUAGCCCAUGCUGGUUCCCUGCACACAGAGAGGAAGGUAGGCAGCUUUAGGACCAACAGGAAAUGUAUUUUUCUGUUAUGCAAUGGCCAGUGUAACUGAAUAUUUUCAUGUUCUGUAUGGCACCUGCUUUCUCUAUAAUACUUCCUCAGAUUCUUGUUACAGUGUCAAGUCAGAAUUGCAGCCAGCUUUUGUUUGAAAGCACGUUAAAGUGCAAGUAGAUAAAUAGGUACCGCUCUGGCGGGAAGGUAAACGGCGUUUCCGUGUGCUGCUCUGAUUCGCCAGAAGCGGCUUAGUCAUGCUGGCCACAUGACCUGGAAACUGUACGCCGGCUCCCUCUGCCAAUAAAGCGAGAUGAGCGCCGCAACCCCAGAGUCGGUCACGACUGGACCUGAUGGUCAGCGGUCCUUUUACCUUUUUAAAGUAUUUUAAACUUUCAUUAGAAAAUAAUAUUUGGAAUAGAUUCCCUUUCUUUGUUGUUUAGUCACUUAGUCGUGUCCGACUCUUCGUGACCCCAUGGACCAGAGCACGCCAGGCACUCCUGUUUUCCACUGCCUCCCGCAGUUUGGUCAAACUCAUGCUGGUAGCUUCGAGAACACUGUCCAACCAUCUCGUCUUCUGUCGUCCCCUUCUCCUUGUGCCCUCAAUCUUUCCCAACAUCAGGGUCUUUUCCAGGGAGUCUUCUCUUCUCAUGAGGUGGCCAAAGUAUUGGAGCCUCAGCUUCAGGAUCUGUCCUUCCAGUGAGCACUCAGGGCUGAUUUCCUUAAGAAUGGAUAGGUUUGAUCUUCUUGCAGUCCAUGGGACUCUCAAGAGUCUCCUCCAGCACCAUAAUUCAAAAGCAUCAAUUCUUUGGCGAUCAGCCAGCUCUCACUUCCAUACAUCACUACUGGGAAAACCAUAGCUUUAACUAUACAGACCUUUGUUAGCCAGGUGAUGUCUCUGCUUUUUAAGAUGCUGUUUAGGUUUGUCAUUGCUUUUCUCCCAAGAAGCAGGCGUCUUUUAAUUUCGUGACUGCUGUCCCUUUCUUACUCCACCCUAAAACUUAUCAUGCAGUCCCAGGUGUGAAUGUGAAUAAGAAUAAUUAAUUAAUUAAUUAAUUAAUUGUUAUUUACUUAUGACAUUAGUUUCCUGCUAUGUGGUACCCAAAAUAUUCCUGACACAGCACGUAUGGAAGGCAUUGAGGCAUUGCUACUGGCAGGUGUAAGUUGCCCAUGACUCACUUCCAUAAAGCAGCAUGCUCAACACGCAAACCUGGUAGACCUUCAUCUUGGUAUUGGUUGUUAGCAUCACAUUCUCCCAUACCCUUUUGGAGAGGCAAGCCAUUGCUAUAGCUGCCUUACCAAUACGAUUGUACAGCUCAGAAUCAAUGAAAAGGUUGCUGGUUAUGGUGGAGCCCAGAUAGACAAAACCACCUACCACCUCAAGCAUGUGGCAAGCACCAGGCCUGUUGGCAGACCAACUCUGCGUUAUAAAGAUGUCUGCAAAUGUGACAUGUAGGUUGGCAGCAUUAAACCCGCCGUGUGGGAAUCCCUUGCAAUUGACAGCAGUGCCUGGAGACAGACAGGUUGUGUACCCACAGCCGUGACCAGAGGAAAAAUGACCGCAGGGAGGAGCUCAGAGAAAAUAAAGGCCAUGGUACAUCUGUAACAGCAAAACUGGAUGCCUUCAUAUGCCCCAGCUGCAAUAAAAUAUGUCUUUCCUGUAUUGGUCUCUACAGCCACAGCAGGCACUGUAACUCUCAGACGGUUUGACUUUACUCCCAAUGGCACACUCAUCUGUUAUGUCUUGGACAGAUGGAUGCCAAUAUACAUGCAACAUAGAUAACAUAAGGUUAACUAGGCAACUUACAAUGAAUAAGUACAAAAGCAAUUUAAAUAAAAAAUGAGACAUAAAACCAUAACACCCAAAGGAACAUAAAUAAAUACAACAAACAAUACCUCACCACACAUCCCAGAAUAUUAAAAAAUGGAACUUGCAUGUCAACCAGAGCUCUUCCCAUAUCCAGAUACUGUUUCACCUCCAUCUGUGCUAUGCUUGGGAAAAGGUGGAAAAAAUUCUAUAAGUUGUUGUCUAUAAACUCUUCAUGAGUGAAAAAUGAGAGAUGCUGGAGCUGUAGACAGUUCACUAAGUUUCGCUGACUGAUGGAUCAGCAAACUUGGGAGAAAAUCAAAAUUAUUUGCAAACAACGUAACUUGAAGUCUACAUAGAGAAUAGUUAAAAGAUGUCAAAACCAAACAGUUAGCAUCAUAAAAUAAAAGUAGAUACUACAAGCUGCAGCAUGUCACAGCUUUCAGGUAGCACAGCUCUGCAAAAGCACAAAAGGCCUUCAGUAUCGGGUAAUGAGGUGCAGCUAGUUACAUUUAAGAAAGAACACCAAGACCUACUUAAGAACUCCGCCCUUUCUUCCCAGGGCAGUUGGGAUUUAAACUGCUUUUUCCCAUAGCCGGGGUGGGGGAGGGGAAAGGCUUCCUUGUCUGUUCCCUUCCUCCUCCCAAAAGCUUCCUUGUCUGUUCCCUUCCUCCUCCCAAAAGCUCCCAUCAGUGAAAGAGAAACAAAAAACCAUAUCAGGCCAAAACAAGCUUGAGCACCAUGAGAAAUCAAGGCUACCAGAAUGGCAUUUGACACUGUCAGGCUGCAGCUGAAGAACAAGGGAAACGUUUUCGUACGACUGUCACUGACCCACAGGCCCUCACUCCUAACCUUGCUCUCCCACAUAUGUUUCUCAUUUCCUUGCUUAUAGCUGGCCCAAGCUAAUGAUCUGUGUUUUGGCAGCCAUCCCAUGCUUGGCAUACUGCCUGCCUUGUUCUCAUUGUCCCAGCUACUUACAAAACCUCUGCCCCACCCUCUCUCUCUGCAGCCCAUGCCUAUUCUGCACAGCUACCAUCUUGAAUGCUGUCUCUGCCACCCAAACAUAUCCCAUCAGUAACAGCCUGAAGAAAUUGCCCAUGGGUGAGGGGUGAGUUAAACACAAAAACAGUGGAAAUCCAAACAAAUCAGCCCAGCAGAGUCUUGCUGCUAUAAAUACUGAGGAACACAGGCUAUUUUGAGGGAUGGUGGCAUGGGAAAGUUCUGUCUGGAAUCUCAGAUCUAGCAGAGGAGACAGUUAUUUCCAGUGGACAUGGGAAGAGGGACUAACUACUCAGAGUAAGAUGGGAGAGGGCAUCAAACUUCCUGACUGAAAUAGGAAUCCAAUAUGAUAACAGAUAUGAUUUCUGUCUCCAUAAUCAAUGAAAGGCUGACAGGGAUUAGGUGUUUAACUUUCAACUUUUAGGUAACAAGGCAAGAAGCAAAUAAUUAAGCUUUAGUCCCUCAUUAUUAGUAGAUCUUUCUAUCAAACCAAACAGAUUUCUCAUAUGACUGCCCCUGUAAUUUGUCAUGCACUAUUAUGGUGUGAGCCAUUAUUGACUGAUGGUCCUGGGCUGAUAUCAAGCAAUGCAAGGCAUAGCACAAUUCCCUUUCAUGUGCAGUACAAAAUGUUAGUGUGGGUGCAAAAUGUUCCCACUCACAUUUUAGGUGGUUAAGAAGCUUCUCUUGGAUGCUCAUGUGUGCUUGUACAUGGACGGGGAUCUUCAUUUCAUGGGCCACAUUAUAGCUUUCCAAGAUCUGUACCCCCUGCUUUAUAGCCAUUAGGUCCUGUUCAUGUAUUAGAGAAUAAAUGAGGGGAUUAUUGAUAAAAAUGCUUGAUAAAAUACGUUCAGGAAUAUUCCCUCAUGUGAACCUACCUGGGUUUUGAGAUACAGUAUUCAGGGGAAGCCCAUCUCCCUUCUCAGUGGUUACUCCCAGACUUUGAAACUCCCUCUCUAAAAAAGCUAGACUGGCUCCCUCCUUGCUGUUCUUUCACUGCUUUUAAUGAGAGGGCUUGUGCUGUUUUUAUUGUAAUUAUUGGUAUGUUUUAAACAGAUUUUAUGUAUGCCUGUAGUUUCUAUCAAUGUUUAAUUGUGUUUUAAUUAUUGAUGUUUCUAUGUUUUUAGCAGUUCUUGUUUUUAUCUGUAAGUCACCUUGAGCCCAUCAGGGGAAAAUAGUGGGAAAUACAUACAUACAUACAUACAUACAUACAUACAUUGCUUUUUCUUCUAAAAAAAUGUUUAGGGCUUCUCUAAUUUUCCUACUCAUAUUGAAAUACUAUCCCUCAAUGGGGCCAAACUUAGAUUCACAAAAUGUUUAGGGGUAUUCGUACCCUACGUCCCCAAAGAAAAAAAGCGCUUCAUGCAUACAUGCAUAGAUACAUACAAACAAACAAACAAACAAACAAACAAAACCAUUAUUAUCCACAUCAAGGCUAUGUGUAGCUCCUCCACCCAGCCUGGUCUUUGAUAGUUCACUCAGCAGGUUGUCAGUAUUAAGAAAGAAUGAACCCUCUGAAGAUGUUUUUAAGGCGACCUUCAUACUGAGUGUUCUGGGUGCAACAGUAACCAUGGAUAUAUUUAUUUAGGCAUUUAUCCCCAUCUUUUAUCCAAAAGGGUUCUCAGAGACUUACAAGCCUGACCUAAAUCUGUGCUAAGAUGGUCCCUGCCCUAAGGCUCACAUGCUAUACAGAUAUGACACAAAAGGGAAAAGUGAUGAGAGGGAGAAGGGAAAAGCAGGCUCAAGCACAAGUUCUUAAAGUGCUAAAAAUAUGAUGCCUGUUCUGGAGGUUGCAAAGUUUUAAACUGCAUCCUAACAUGUAGAGAUGGAGUAUAUGUCAUCUUUUUCAUUUCUACAUGUUAUUCUGCUGUUAAGGACACAAUUGCUGGGUAGUUUAAAAGUUGGGAACCAAAACUGGAGUUAUGGCAGGAAAAAUGCAGAUUUAAAACCCAGAACUGGCAUCUACAUGGUUAAAAUAUCAUCACAUUUCAUCCAUCUUAAAUUUCCCAUAAACAUUCAGCAAAGCAAUUUCACUCAAUCACACGUAUUAACUACUUAAAUUCUCCUCUCCAAGGAUGUGGAUUGUUAUUUUAUGCCAAAUGUGCUGUAAUUAAGUUUGACAUAAGCACAUGGAUUAAAUAUGUGGUUUGGGGGACAAAUGGCAGAUUUUUUUCUUUCUCUCUCUGUUGUUAUGGCCAUAUGGAGAAUGCAACCAGAUAAUGGAUAGAUUUCCAAAUAUCUCUUUCUUGUUAUUUUUUUAGAUAAUAAUUUAAAAGGCUCAUGUUAUUGCAGGGGUUGCAGCAGCUCGAGGACCAAUUAUUUUGAGGUGAUUUGAGGUGAUUAAAAAUGAGGAGAAAUAAGAUAGGCUUUUCCAUUUUACUCAGGAGCACCUUGAUAGAUGAUUUAUAUAUUGCAAGCUUCUGCUACUUAAUAAUAAUAAUAAAUUUUUAUUUAUACCCCACCCUCCCCGGCCAGGGCCGGGCUCAGGGCAGCUAACACCAAAUAUGAAUUAUAAUAAAACGUGAUAGAAGAAACAACAAACAAACAAACAAUUAAAAUACAGCUUAAAAUACAGCUUAAAAUGCAGCCUCAUUUUAGUAGUAGUACUUAAGGUAGGCGAUCUCUGUCAUAGCAGUGGCAGGGAGAAUUUUGACUAGGUACACAUUGCUUUGUGCAGGUAUUUAGUAAAACUGAAUAACUUCACCAUAUAGAGCACUCCAUUUUACAUAGAGUCAUUCAGGGCACAGGAAUAAGUGAACAUACCCUGCCCUUUUAUUUGGCUACUGAGAUGCCAUUUUUAUUCCAGGGCCAGCCAUGUUAUCAGUCUCUGCAAUAGGGGGUAGUCCUCCAUUACAUUGCACCUAUCAAGUCAACUACCCUGGCCAAAGACAGAUGUUCCUUUAUGUUUGGUGAUGGGAAGACAAGGAAAUGUUUAGUGGCCAGAAGGCAGGCAUCACUGCAGAGAGAUGCUUUUAAGAGAUGCUGAGACUCCACAAUGGGUAGGGAAUGCGGCAGAAUAUGGGCAAAAGGAACUAACAUGGAGAUCAGAGUUAAUAGCAGGAGUUGUGUGUGCCUCUGGAUGGCUGCCUGAUAAGGGCCUGCAGGAGUAGGAAUUUAAUAGGUUCCAAACAGCUGAGGUCAGCUUUGUGCUGUAACCCCAGGUAACAUCACCAAUGGUAAUAUCGCCAGUAGAGGAGGGUCCAGGUAAAAGAGCCUUUUUUUGUGCAUUUCUUAAUUGUAGGGAUCUGUCUCUCACCACUUACUAUGCCAUGUGCCAAUUUGCAAAGAUAUCUCAGUACUUCGAAAUGAACUUUGUUGCUGUAUGUCAAUAAAUUAAAUCUUGAUUCAGAGAAGCAAGUUGGAUUAGGAGAAACAUCACAUCUCUUCAGCCCUAGAGUUUUGUGACUUAAUACAUUCUCUAUUAACCUAUAGACCUUGAGCUGCUUUUAUAACCACCACUACAGGCAGGGAAGGAGCCCUGGCAGUGUUCGCUAUUUUUACAUUUGCUCUUGUCUACCUGUCCUCAAUCUCCUUCUGCGUAUUUCCAGAUAUCCUAUCCUUAUUAAUUAUUGGUUCCCCUUUUUUCAUAACUAAAUACUGGCAAAAUGUCUGAAACAGAGCAGAUACGGUGUAACUUCAAUUCCUCACAGCAACAGCAUACCAUUUCUGCCAGUAUAAUAAUAAUAAUAAUAAUAAUAAUAAUAAUAAUAAUAAUAGGUUUCUCCAGCCACUCUGGGCGGUUUAAAGGGCUCAUCCAACUAAGGGCUCAUCCAUACUUCCACUUGUCCUGUGCCUAGAAAGUGUGGCUCCAAGUGGUUUGACCUGCACUUUCUAGGCAUGGGUCCAAGCAGUUUUCUCCUUGCCCUGCUCCCUUCCCCAGAGAAAACCAACCUUUUAGUCCUAAAUUGGAGCAAACGUCCAUCUGGAGAAAACCUGAAUUGCUGCUUGCUCAAGUUGAAUGCUAAAGAGUGGUUUUCCCUGGGGUGGGAAGCAGUGGGACAAACACUAAUUUCAACUUUGAAUAAACCCAUUGAAAUUAAUGCACUUAAGUUAGGGAUCAUCCAGACUUGCUUUUGUGCCAUGUUUCUAGGCACAGGCCCACACUUUAAAGUUCCAUUUUCAAGUGCCUUUUUUAACGCUAGCACUAGCCCAUUGAAUUGCCAUUUGUUCCACUUCAGCAUGAAAGAGUGGGUUUUCCUGGUGAAAGAGGUGGUGGUGGGUGGGGAGAGCACUUCGACACAGACCAGGAAAGCACAGACAUGUGCCUAGAAAGCACAGGACAGAAGUUAAGUGUGGGUGAGCCCUUUGUCACAUCCAUCAAUUUCAAUAGGUCUCCUUUGAGUUAUUGUGGGUUGUAUUGGAUACAACCCACAAACUCCACAGUCAGAGACCACAGUUUAGACAACAGUUGCAUAGGACUGAGGUCAAAACUCGGGUCUCCUAUCAUGCACUCUAGCGCUAUGCAAUUUUUCAAUAUAUUGGCCAAAAUCAGUUUUGAAAUCACACUGCAAUAAUGAUUUUGAUCCGGCAAUAUGCAGCAAUAUAUCACUACUUGCUACUCACACGAGGGAGGGCAGGGCAGCCAAUUUCAAGGCACCACCGAUAUUGCACAGUGAUCUCAGCCAAUAACCAUGUUUAUCUGAGCUGCCUUCCCUCACGCUGAUGGAGAGGCACGGCCAUCACUGCUGAUCUGAGUUGCCUUUCCUCACUUGAAGGCACUGUGGCACUACCUUCCCCUGGCACUGAGGCAGAGCAGCUUUUCUCAGUCAGCAGGAAAGCAGCAGCAGCCACAGUGGACACUCACUUGAUCUCCAUGACUGCUCCUUCCCAUAUUCCCACGCCUGAUCUGCACACACCCCAUCUGCACGAUCUCCGUGACUGCUCCUUCCCUCAUCCUCAUGCCUGAUCUCUAAUUUCAGACGUUGUGAUAUAGUGGAAUAUUGCGAUCUUUAGCUGCUGAUACAUCAUGAUGCUGAAAACCAGAUAUUGCUCAGCCCUAAUGCAUACUUAGUUCUCUCAAUGGGGAACUUUGAUAAUGGGAAUCUGGGAGAAAUGGCCCUUUGCAUACAGUGAAACACUUAGCACAAUGCAGCCUGUCUUCAUAACACUCAUAGGAACCUGAGCACAUUGCUAACUUUCCCCUUCCUAGAACUGUAGCAGAUACAUCAUCUUGGGACUCCGGACACAAACAUACAAUAACAACCCUCAAUCUCUCCAACAACUGGAGUGCCAGGCAGGCACAUACAGAGCUUGUCUGAGGCCCAGGGCAGGACUCUUGUUGGAAUAAAGUUAUAAACUCAAACAAAAAAGCAGCCAGUGUCUGGUGCCCCCCCCCCCAGCCAGCUUAGCUCAUUAAGGCAAAGGGCAAGUAUACUUGGCUGCUCACUCCCCUGUAUGGGCCUGGUGCCAGGAUAGAGCACCUCUUACUAGUAAGCAAGAAAGGGGAAACACUUGCUUCAGAGUAAGGCUGCUGCACCUGUUUCUGAAGUUUCUGACUCCUGGAAAGGCCAAGCUUUGUGCUUAAACAUUGCCAUGAUUGGGUAAACUCAUGAACACCUUUGCCUUACAGAAGCACCUUCUGGAUGCCUGUAGUCAACAAGUGGAUGCACACACAAAGGGAUGAGUAUACUCAGUCACUGCAGUCUCUCCCCCCUCCCUCCAUGGAGAGGAGAGGCAGAAGCUGAGCUGUAAGCAUAGGCUGCACACUGGGGAUGGGGGACAGGGCUGGCCCAUCUUGCAAAAAAAAGGGGUGGGGGGAGGUCACAUGAGUUGCCAGAGCAAGGGAUGGUAAAAAAGGAUAUUGUAGAGUAGGAAAAGAUCCAGAAAAAGGCAGCCAAAAUGAUCAAGGGGAUGGGGCAACUUCCCUAUGAAGCAAGGUUACAGGUUUGGGACUUUUUUGUUUGGAGAAAAGGUGAAUAAGGGGUGACAUGAUAGAAAUUUAUAAAAUUAUGCAGGAUAUAGUAAGUGAUAGAGAAAAGUAUUUCUCCCUCACCCAUAACACUAAAAUUCAUGGGCACCAAUUGAAGCUGAAUGUUGGAGGAUCCAGGACAUAUAGCGCAUAGUUAAAUUAUGGAAUGAGCUUCCACCAGAGGUAGUGAUGGCCAUAAACUUGAAUGUCUUUAAGACUGGAUUAGACAAAUUCAUGGAGGAUAAGACGAUCAAUGACUACUAGCCAUGAUAACUGUGCUCUGCCUCCAUAGUCAGAAGCUGUAUGACCCAAUUUCCAGUUGCUAAAAACUGCAGGAGGGGAGAGUACUAUUGUUUGGCCACUGUGAGAAUAGGAUGCUGGGCUAGAUGAGCCACUGGCCUGAUCCAGCAAGGCUAUUGUUAUAUUCUCGUGUGUCCAAAAUGACUGGUUGGUUCCCAUCUUUCUCCUUGGUGUAGAGGGGCCCCCAUCUUGCCUAGCAUCAGUUUGUAGCCUGUAUUCAAUGCUAGGGCCUCCAGAAAAUGAAUACCUAGCUCUGCUAUAAAACUUAGCCAGUUGUUGCAGGGCCUUGCUGUGACAACUUAGCUGUGGAAACAUGGCCUGUGGUUCUGAACCCACACCUUGAUUUUCUUUCAAGGUGCUGGCUUUUGCCUUAUCACCUUGCUGUGGAAACUAUUAAUCUCCGCUUGCUUGGGCCAGUGUCCAUGCUGUGACUGAGGGGCUAAGGAGCUGCUGUGGUCUUUAUGGUGUGGGUUUGAGCUCUGGAAACCCCUUUGCCCUGCUACAGCUUGGUUUUCUGCUGGGCAUGCCAGCAGGAGUCAUUUUGAAUUCCUAGACGUUGAAUUGAAUUGAAUUCCUAGACAUUGUUGCCAGCAUAAUCCCCGAUUGGUGUGUUUUGUUAAUGUUCACACCAACUUGGCAGCAAUGAGAAACUUUAGAUAUCAACAUUGCAGUCCUAUCUGUCAUAAACAGACAAAAUAUGAUUUCCCAAAUUCUACUGGGUUUUGAACUAUAUUUAUUGGUGAACAGAAGAUACAAAAAAUAAAUAGUAAUGAUUUGUUUAGGAAAUGGUUUAAUCACAUGGAAGACAUGGACAGAAAAGAUUAACAUUCAACAGGCCAUUCUGGAAGAAAGAUUGUCUAAGUCACUGGGUGAAUGGAGAAGUCUAUUCCAUGGGGAGAUCUAGGAGUUAGCUUGGGAAAGUUUAUGGCCAUCCUCUGUGCCACUAUGAAUAGCCUUCUGCCACUGCCCUGAACAUUCCUUCGUCUGUCCUAAGCUAUAUGGGAGCUCUACUGGAUAGGCAGAGCUCUUGUGAAUGCAAGUACUACACAGUCAGUGUUGCUGCUGUGCCUAAUAAAAUGGGCAAGGAAAAUGAGAUGCUGCAUCAUCAAAUCCCUGUGUUGAGUCUGAAAUACCAAACACAUUUUCUUCAUUCGUAUUUGGAAAACCUGUUUCUCUCCCAGCCUCAUCAGAUAUCAAGUUACUCUUUUAAAAUUAUAACAAUAAUAGUACUACAACAACAGGGGUGUUAGUAAAAAGAAGCAAACCACACACUUAAAACUGAAAGUGAACAAACUCAUUUAUUUUGAUGUUAGUAACAUUCUCUUAGGUUUAUGCACCUGGUUUCUCUUACUCUUAAAUUCAGUCCUUCAUGCUGCUCACAAGGCUGGAGGGGCCAGGAAUGCCCCAUAGCACAGAUUGACUAAUAAGCUUUCUCAAAAUUUGGGGGGUUGCCAUGCAUUUUUAGGAAAAUAAACAUUGCUGCUGUGUUUUGGCUGGUUACAGAGCUUUGCACUAAUUGGCCUAAGUAACAUGUACUGUAGGUAAAGGUUUUUUCUUUGUGUGAGGAAGAACCAUUUAUGCAUUUUUGGAUAGGGACACAUAAAACAAUGAUCAAAAAUUGUUACCUUGUAAUUUCUUGUCUGUGCAUUUUAUCCUGAUGUGAUAGUUUUAAUAGCUGGCUUGUGGAAUGUUCUUAUUUCUUGAACUUGGACACAGGUCAGAGUUUGUCUUGUAUGUUGAAAACUGAAUGUUCCAACACAGCUGAAUUUUGAUUUAUGUUGGUGGCAACUUUCUUAUGUGUGGCUUGCUGUUGAGGGAAUGAUAUCACUGUAAACUUUAGACAUUGGUGCCAAAAAACAUGAAUUGAUGAGUACAUUUUUGUCCUUUCUUCUUACUUCUUAGUCCUUGCUCUGGUCAUUGUGUCAUUCUGGUCAUUCCAGUCUCAGGGAGAAUAGUUCUAUUGGUCAUUUGUAAGACUCAGCACUCAAGCAGUGCACAUCUGCUCCAUUUCUUCAAGAGGAAGCUGAGAGGGAUGAGUAAGUUUCAAAAACAUUUACAGCAGUCUAAAAUCCAGACAAAUAGAUCUAGUUAUUUGCAGGGUUAAUUUUCCAAGUGUCAUAAAAAGUCUUGAACAGUGCUAUUUUUCUAGAAAAAGAGGUGAUGGAACUCACCAUGAAUAUCUCCCUCAUUCUCUUAGAAUGGCAAUGGCGCCCACCUGAAAGGUGCCAGAACUGAGUUCUGGUGAGUUCUUUUCUGGAAAAAAGUCUUGAAAUGUUUUAUAUGCUCUUAUAAUAUUUUCCUCUUAAUGAAUGAAUAUGUGAAGAUAGAUGCCUAACUCUCCAGGACAGAUGGUUGUGUGUGGUACACUCUACAACGAGAAUACUCUUCACCUCUUUAGUCACUUCCAUUUUCUUCCUCUUCAUGUAAAAAGGAAAGGUGAAAGGCUGGCAUAGAGUAUCAAAAGGUUGGAUCCAGAGGUAUCCUGCAUGAAUAGAAAAACAGUCUUACUGUCUUUGUCCAAUUUCCCAAGCCUGCUGCAGCUCCUGCACCCUAUUGCAUUCAGAGGGAGUGUAGGAGAUGCUGGAGCGUGGGGGUGGAAGAGGAGUCAGGAAAGCAUCAUACCACAGAACUCUGCUUAAACAAUCUUCUCUGAAUCCAAUAUAGCAAAUCCAAGGGCGUUCCCCAAAUGUUUUUUUUCUGAGGAGUGGAUUGCUUGCAGGGAUCUAGAAAGACCUGAGGUGCCUUUUUGCAAAGCUGCUUUUUGCUUAUUGUUUGGCGCCAGACCUUCAUUUCCAAAAUGGUUUGAAAGAAGCCAGAUUUGCCUGUGACAGGACUCUGAGUUAGUGUAGUCCAACUAGCUUGCUGCAACAAAUCUCACAAACCAAGCUCCCCUAUAAUCUUCUUUGAGAACUGCAUUUGAUGUGACCUUACCAAGCCUGUGGCCAGACAAGAUCUUUGAACAUCUCCUCAGAACUACCAUGAUAAGCUCUUUGAUUACCCAGCUCGACUGGAUCCCCAACCCCCACCCUCCUCCUCAGCACAUCCCUUCUUCAUGCACAGGCAGCUUUAGGGGUAGACCUGCCUCCGCCCCUUUUCAUUUUCCUACAGUGUUCUAAAUCUCAAGUCACAGUUAACCCAAAUCCAGAUUUAUUUAGGAUUUAUCUACUUUAUUAAUUCCUGUUGUGUUGUGCAAAAGUGCUGAAGGAUUCAGAUUGCCUAUAAAAUUAAAGAGAGCUUUUCCAAAAUGAAGUAUAAUUUUAAAAACAUUUUUGUUAGCCAAAGCUCAGAAUACAGCAUUUUAAAGGCUACUUUGGUUGGGAAUUGGCCAUAAUAAUUUGAUUUUUUUUCCUUCUAGUAAAUACGCUAUCAGGCUGUUUCAUGAAUUAAUCAGGGUUUAAUGUAGAUUUAAACAUUUACAAUGCAGAAUAAUUUGGGUUGAAAUAAUCCCCCUUGAUAAAGCUAGAAAGCCCCCACAACUGUCACCAUCUCUGACAGCCAGGCAUCUAGACCUUGAAUAUGCAAAUCACAAGAAGAAAAAUGUGAGCAAGACUUAAGAUGGUGCUUCAUUUCUACAUCUUUGUCAGUUAACUGCUGGCACUAAGUGAGUAUUAGAACAAUUCUGAAAAGCAACUAAAUACCAACUGAAGCCUGUUCUAGAUGGUGAACAGGGAGGCAUCUGAUUCUGCUCCUGGAGCUGCUCCUCUUCAAAUAGAUCAUUUGUGUCAUAUGAUGUUCAUCUGUUGCUGAGAUUCUUUUCUGCCUUUACAACACUGUUGGGUUCCAUGGAGACCCUUUGGGUUUUUAGUUCUCUGGCAGACACUGGCACAGAGAUCACCAUUUUAUAUUGACAUGGGCCCUUACUGUCCACACCAGGCAUAUUUGUCAUGUGGUUUAUUUAAAUUAUUUAUUUGUAUAAAAAUUCCCUACCAACUAUAUUUUUUAAAAAGGAUGGCAAUGAAUAACAUAAAAUCAACAAUAAUAAACAAUAAUAAAACUAUAUCAACAAAACUAACAUAGAAUACUUCAUAGAUCAGAUUAGUACAUCAACAUAACUUAAUGUACUAAUGCAGAUACCCCUCGGGGAAUGUCUGGGUAAAAAGAAGAGUUUUAAGCAGGAGCCUAAAUGCCUGCUUGAUAUUCAUUGGGAGUGCAUGCCAAAAGGAAGGUGCUUCCACUGUAAAAGCUUUGAUCUCAGUGGACAUAAGAGGACAUUCAGGAGCAUACUGUACUUCUAGGAGUGUCUCUGCUGAGGAUCAAAGUGACUGGACUGGGCUAUAGAAGGUAGCAAAUCCUCAGAGGUAAUCUGGUCCUAAGUUGUUUAGGGCUUUGUACAGCCAGUGUACCUUUUUGUCAGUAGGGCAUCUCCGUAUAACUACGCUAGUUGUAGCUUCUGGACCACCUUAAGAUAAGCCCCACAUAGAGCACAUUGCAGUAAUUCAAUCUGGAGGUUACCAAUGCCUGGAAUAUCGUUGGUCAGCUAUCCUUAUCCAGGAACAGAUGUAGCUGUCACAGCAACCAAAGCAGAAAGAAGGUGCUUGUAGCUGCUGAAACUCCUCAGGCCUCCAGUGAUAGAGGUAGAUCAAAGAGCAUCCCCCUGCUAUGUACCUGCCCCUUUAGAGAGAGUGCAACCCCAUCCAGAACAAGCAACUGACACAUUUCCUGGGCCCAGGAACUGCUUACCCACAGAGUUUCUGUAGAUUCAAGCUCCUUUUAUUGGCCUGCUUCUAGACACCAGUACAGUUUCUGCACAGCUACACUAGCUUCAAUAUGGAGAAAGAGAGUUGAAGAGAUGUGUGUCAUCAGCACACUAAUGACACAAUGCUCCAAAUACCUUCAUUACUGCUCCCAACAGCUUUGUAUAAGUGUUAAAAAGCAUUGGGGAUAAAAUCGUGCCCUGCAAAACCGCGUAGCAUAACUGUUGGGACUGACAAACACUUCUCCAAUUAUAUAAUAUGGAGCCAACCCUGGAGAUAGAAAAAGAACCACUGUAAAACAGUUUCCCUAAUAGCUGGCCCAAAAUGAUACCACGGUCAGUAGUAACAAAAGCCAGAGAGAAGAGGAAAAGCAAAGUAAUAUUCUCAUUGACUCUCUUUCAAUGAAGGCAAUCCCUCAGGGUAACCAAGGCUGAUUCAGUCCCAAAACUAGGUCUGAACUAGAAUGGAAUGGAUGUACGCAAUCAGUAUCAUCCAAGGGUGUUUGUAGUUGCCCCACCACCCUCCUCUCAAUUGCGUUAAUCAAAAACAGAGUAUUUGGGACUGGGCAGUAGCUAUCACAAACCAAUGGGUCCAGGAUGGGCUUUAGGCUGGCCAUACUGCUGCUUUUUGAAAGGCAGCAGGGACCACCCUCUUGCACAAACACACAUUAAUCACAUUCUGGAUCCAACUGACCAUACCCUGCUGGCUUGAUUUCUUCAGCAGUGUGGGGCAGGGAUUCACAGGACAUGAUGCUGGGUGUAUUACUGCACCUUGUACAUGUCAUCAGAUUGUGUCAGCUGAAACUCAUCCCACAACAUGGGGUAAGAUUAAAUACAGGCAGGGGCUAUUCAUCCACUUGGUCACUCUGGGAUGUUAAAGAUAUACAUAAGAAGAGCCUCCUGGAUCAUGGCAACGAUUCGUCUAGUCCAGCAUUCUGUUCUCACAGUGGCCAACCAGGUGUCAGUGGGAAGCAAAAAAGCAGGACCUGGGCACAGCAGCACUCUCCCCUCCUCUGGUUUUCAGCAGCUGGCAUGCAGAUGCAUACUGCCUCUGACAGUGGAGGUAGAACAUAGUUAUCGUGGCUAGUAGCUGUUGAUAGCCUUAUCCUCAGUGAAUUUGUCUAAUCCACUUUUAAAGUCAUCCAGGUUACUGGCCAUCAUUACUUCUUCUGGAAAUAAAUUCCAUAAUUUAAGUAUGUGCUCUGUGGAAAAAUCUCAUCCGGAAAGCUCCCCAACUUUGGAACAUUAAUUAAAGUUAUAUCCAGCCAAGCCAUGUCUUCCAGGUGUCCUUCAGAAAUUCUGCCCUUAAAAGCUAUGUAAAUGCCCUGCAUUAUGGAUUGUAGACAGGAUCUUAUCUUUACCUUUACCGACAGGAUCCUUCUGACAUUAAUAAGAUUGCAGAAUUCAUCAGUAGUUCGGUAGCUACCAGUGGGUAGCAGAUUGUCUUAAACAAUCCACCCUCCACCCAAUAGAAUGCAUACUGUCAGACCAUACAUAAGUUCAAAAGUUCUCUGGACAGCAACAGGUAAAGCCAUCAAUGCAUAUGGCCAUACACCUCAGUUUUUUUAUAGAAUUGUAGAGUUGGAAGUAACUGUGAGGAUUUUGUCAACAAUAUGACUAUUUAUUGGGUUCAGGAUACCUUGGACAGAGGGAAGCACCUUGGAAGAAAGAUAGAAUAAAAAUGCAGUAAAGUAAUAAAAUAGCUUGCUAUUCAGCCAAGUGGAAUAGUGGUGAUGCAGAUUUUGAGAUUCUUUAUAUAAGGAGUAACCAACCAUUUAUUCAUUUAUGUUUAUUUGUUGGAUUUAUAUUCCAGCUCCCUAAUAGAAGGGAACUAAAAGUAUCGUAUAAGGGGUUCUUAGACAGGCUGUCUUCCAGGCACUGACCAAACCCACACCUGGUCAUGCCCUGAGAUCGUUAAUAAAUGUCAUUGUACAGUCAGUCAAUGAACUGCUUUUCAGAUGGUUAUCAACUACAGAACUCAUCCUUUUACAAAAUCAAGAUGUCUUUUUCUGCUACAAGCCACUUCCAUCACUUCUGCAACUGGCAGUUUUCCAAUAAAGCCAAUAUCCCCAACCCCAGAGGAAGUUCAUCAGUGGGAAGUGGGCACUGUCUGUUUACUCCAGCAAUUUGACAACAACAUUAGCUUACACUUUAUUAGCAGACUACUACACCUUGAUCCCUGACCCUGGCAGUGACCACAGAUAGCCUACUAGAUAGAUGCCGAUAAUUUGAAGCAAACUGGUAACAUUUUUAAGGCCAGAUAUCACAACCAGCAGGCACUGGAUAGUUUUAAAAAGGAAUGCUCUGUACAUUUUGUAAAAAAAAACACGAACAGGAGAUUAAGCCAUCUGAGCAGGACCUUCUUUAUAUGGGAUUUUCAGGCUAAGAUUUGCUUGGCAUUUGAGGCAAUGACUAGGGUGCCUUACCCUGAAGCUGUUUAAUGUGGAUGAUCUCAUGACUGGAGUAGCUCUUGGGUGGCUUGGUUACUUUGAGUGCCUGCACUUGAAAGUGGUGGUGAAAAAGCCUUGCACGCAGAUCCUUUGGUGCCAGGUCUCUGUGAUUUCCCACUUUACCAGGCUGUAUCCUUGCAACCUGUAUGGAGCUUUCUCUCCUGGAGCCAGAAAGGCAUUUCCCAUCAAUAAAAGCAUUAGCUCACUAAACAGUCUGAUAGCUUUGCUUCUUUGGAUUAACCCUUUGGGAGCUAGGAUUCCUUCAGACUUGUAAAGAUAUUGAUCACAGAUCAUGUUUGCUUUUUGUGUGCGUGAGCACAUAGGUAUGUGUGUGUGUCUCUCUUCCUUUCUCUCUUUGUGGAUAGUUUCAGAUAGUCAGCACUUCUGCUACUUGAGAAAAGGAGGGUUGUGCAACUUCUGUGGUUAAACGGACAGGGAGUGUGGACAUCAUAUUUCUUUGAAGAGACUAUUUGGACCCUUAGCCUCAGGAGUAACCUGUUGAUUAUUUUCAGGGGCAAAUGAUUAUUUCACCUGGGUCAAAGACCCAGUUUUGUACACACACACCCCAUGUAUGUAUUUGUGUAUACACACAGGCUAGGAGCCUCAAUGGCACCCUUCUGGAAGCUUCACCCGGGGCAAAAACCUGGCUACCCCCCAAUAGCUAUGGCUAUGAUUAUUUGUUUAGGUAUUACAGUAUUUAUUUAUUUAAUAUUUUAAUUACAUUUUUUAAAAAAUAGUUGUUAGUUUUGGACUAAGAUCUUGGACACCAGGGUUCAAAUCCACAUUAAACCAUGAAACUCAGCAGGUGACCUUGGUCCAGUCAUUGUCUCUCAGUUUAACUUAUCUCACAGGGUGGUUGUGAAGGGGGGAAACCAUGUAUGCUUGAGCUCCUUGGAGGAAAUGUUGGAAACAAAUAGUAACUUCAAAACAGCCACCACCACCACCCUAAAAAGGAAAAAUCAAAAUAAGGAAGAAGGACAUGAAGGAGACACAUCAAGGUGCUUUUGACCAGAUAAAUUGGAAAUACAAAUCUGACCAAAUGUUCCCUCAUUUUUCAUCUUUGCACUCAUGCCAUUGCUUUGGGUUAGGGUUAAAAUUGUUAUUGCGUUUGUGGAGAUCUGGAAUAAUUUCCCUUACUCCCAUCUCCUAAAUCAGGAUUUCCCAAACUUGGGUCUGCAGCUGUUUUUGGACUAUAAUUCCCAUCAUCCCUGACCAUUGGUCCUGCUAGCUAGGGAUGGUGGGAAUUAUAGUCCCAAGAAAGCUGGAGUCCCAAGUUUGGGGAACCCUGCCCUAGAUGUUCUCUUGUGAUUAGUGAGCACUGUUGACUAUGUGGUAUGCAACUGCCUUUUGUUAAGACUGCUUGGAGGAAAUGCAGAAAAAGGCAGUGUGUCUUCUACGGCCACACUGAGACUCUUUGUCCAUCUAUCCCAGUAUUUUCUAUUCUGAUUGGCAGCAGCUCUCCAGGGUUGUCAUUUCAGGCAGAGAGAGACCUUUCCCAUCACCUGCUAUCUUUUUAACUGGUGACGUCCUGGACCAUCUUCUACAUGUAAAACAACUGCUCUGCUAGUAAGUUAUGCUCCCUCCCAGCGUUUGUUUUUUUUAAGUGUUCUAAGGAACAGGUACAGAAAGACCUGGGAAUAUUUGAGAGGGCUGCAAGUGAUUUACAAUUUUUAUUUAGUGUUUCUUUUACUAUUUUUAUUUAUUAUGUUAUUUAUAUUGAUAAUCAGUGUAGACACCUCCUGUGAGACUGGUUGAACCACUUUUGAUCUACCACAGAGGGAUGUCAUCUAUUUCAGUAUUACUUUUUAAAAAAAGAUUUGUCUAAGAAGGUUUUCUUUCUACAGAGGAACAGUAGCAGACAUGCCUAUUGGGGUGCAGAUGGAUCAUGAGAGAUUAAUUGGUGAAAUAGAAUCCCACCCAAACUGUACCAAACUGAUCUGGGGAAGAUUGCACUUCAAAGUGCUGAUUUCCAGUAGCAGAAUUUCUCUUGGGAUACAGUAGAACUUUGCACCCAAAAGUGAAGGCUUGAAGGUCUUGACCUUGAAUGAGUUCUCAUUAGGAAGGGGGCACUGCCCAGGAUGGGGAAUUAGAAAGACAGAAGGAAAGCGGGGCAAGGUCACCACAUAAUGAAGUGGUCAGCAUUGGAUUUCUGUCAGUCACACUGGUUAAGCAUACAAUUGAGUUCAGCAAGACCCAUUAAGGAAGCAGUAGUAGCAGACCCAAGAGUGACUGAGACGAUUUAAAACCAGGAGCCUGAUACAGUCAUGAAUCUUCCACCCAGAGUCUGAGAAAGCAUAUGGCUGUAAAAGAUCCCCACACUAUUCCUAGUCUUUGGAAUCAGGACCCAAGUUUCCCAAGUCUGCAUGAUCAAUGCCUAUGUUCAGUUUUAGCACCUAAUUCUGUAAAACUGUCCACUUAAUAGAAAUCUUGUUUGUGUGUGAGAAAAAGAGAGAGAGAGAAAGAAAGAAAAGUUAACUUUACUCAAGUCAGAAGAGAGACUUCAGCAAGUGCAGAUUACAGAAGAACCCAGCAAUUAACUAAUUGGGAAGAAAACUGAAUAUGUCCAUUUUCAUUUUCCAGUGCAUGUAAGAAGAUCGGUUCCCAAUGGGGAAGAAGGGAGAGAAAAUGUGAUGAUGAAUGCUUAAAUGUGUAUAUAAUGUGUAAAUUAUAUACAUUCUAUACAAAACACAGUUUGAUUCCUGGUUUUAUCCCUGAUGUUCUGUAGCAAAAUUUUACUUUUACAGGCUUGCAAGUUAAAUGUUAGAACUGUGCAGCAAUAUCUGUGCUACUCUUUGUGGCCAAAUUAUACUCCUUCCACAGUGCCUCAUUUGCUUCUUCCAUUGCCCCUGGGAUAUGCAAGUUUCAUCUCUGCUUAGUGAGCUUCCUCCUCACUUGAACCACACCUUGAAUGCUUGAAUGCUUGUUUCUCAGAGGUCAGGUCUGUUUGGGUCUCACCAUUGCUCAAUCGCCAGAACUUUAAGAAAAGGUAGAUCAGCUCUCUCGCUGUGUGUGUGUGUGUGUGUGUGUGUGUGUGUGUGUGUGUGUCUGUGCACAUAUUUAUUACUCUGGAAUCUUUACUUUGUGCCUUCCAUCCCAGAAAAAAUCCUGCAGAUGCCCCUGGUCCCAUGCUGUUUGCUACCUUUCAGCUUCUUCCCUCUGAUAUACGCAACAGCAAGGUUUUGCUUAGCAGAUUGUGUGGAGCCUACGUCUUUCUCAUUCUGCUCAACUGGCCAUCACAACUCUUUCUGUGAUCUCAUCUGUCGAUGCCCAGCUCUUGCUUGAUGUCUCACUUCCGGAACAGAGGGAAGGCUCUGCCCCCCAAAAUAUUUAGUUAGCAGCUAUUAACUUAAGUGGAAUUGACUUUUUAUCGGCUUUCCUCUGUAUGACUGCCACCAGCGAAGGCAGUUUCCUCCUUUCCUCUUCUCCGCCUGUCAGUUCCCUCUACAUUCCUAUCGGCAGCCUUUAGCUCUGAUCAAUACUAACCACUGUGUAACAGCUCACGCACGGCUGCUUUAGUUCGCAUCGAUCAGACCUCUCUUCCAACAGGUAGCUGGCUCUUUUGAGGCAAUGACUUGAGAUAACUUCAGGCUAAUUCAUUACAGAGGAUUUUAGGGAGGCCCCAUGCCCUGUUUUGGAGAGAAACACAGAUAUCAGAAACGGAGAACAAUGUCCCCUGUGCUUGAGAUUCUGUAUUUCCUUCCCCUUUCUUUUAGAAUUGUAAGUGUAAUCCAAAUAAUGGCAUAAAUCAUCUCGGCAAAACAAUUAGUUUUCAAUGGCAUGGCUUUGGCUUUUGCCAAGCUGAAGGCCAAAUUUUAUUUAGAAAUCUUCAGGGUAGGACCUCCUACCAGUUCUGCUCAUCUUUUCUGACCCACAUCCACAGUAUUCUCCAGAGUUGCUUCUUGUCCUUGUAAUUGGCACUUUAACACUAACUAACUAGAGCAGAGGGGUGAUGCUGCUCAAGACCAGCAUCACACAAGUGCGGAACUUAGUUUGUCAAAGAGCAGCUUGUUUUUGACAGCAGCCAAGGACCAAGCUACCUUAAAUGCUUUCCCACAGGUACACAGACCACUUUUGUUUCUGCUUAGACUUUUAGGAUUGAGAAGUUAAAUAUGAAAGUAUACAAACCUGACACUUGUAUAUCUGCUCUCAAUAAGCUUGUUAAAUAUUCCACAGAUCAAUAUGUCCACCCACUUCCAGAACUCACAACCCAAAAGGGGAAGCAAUUCUCACAUAUGUCGCUGCCUUUUCCAGGCGAGGACAGAGGGCUGCAGGGCAGUUGAGGUUGUUACAGAAUUCCCAAUGAAGGGAGUGUUUAUUAUUGUAGAAGGUUUGAUGCAGUCCCCAAAAGGAGCUAAUCAACAAGUAAUAAGACCUCAAGAGAGCAAUUUAGAAACCUCAGCUUUAACUCUCUUGUAGCUGUAGCUAAGAGAGUAAUGGUUGCUCCUGCUUUUGGCUGUGCAGCACAAAAUGUAGUCAUAGUUGGCAAAGGAGAUCUGUAGUCCCUCCCAGACAGUCCUUUCUUUCAUUUUUACCCCACCUUUCUUCUGCCUUGAAAUCCAAUGCAGUAUAUGAUGUUAUCUGUCUAGCCCAGGACUGUCUCCUGUGGGUGGCAGUGGCUCUCCAGAGUCUUUGGCAUAGAGUCUCCUGGCACCUGCUGCCUGAGACACUCUCCAGACCACAAGAGCAGUUUUAAAGUGAACAACCCUGGCUUUGGCUCUAAGCCUUUUCUAUGUUCAGUCAAGGUUCAGUGGAUCAUCACCAGAAACAUUUUGAAUUGCAUAAGCUGUAUUAUUGAGCAAUAGGUCAAAAAAUUAUUUUGGGAAUGUUGAUCUUUAUAGCGCAUGAUGAUCAAUGUGACAACUUGUGCAAGAGCUACAACACAGGUGACAUUUCUUAAGUGUGCAUCUAAGAUGCUUUAAGUGUACCACAUAAUGAUACAAAAAGUUACUGUGACAAGCAUGUGUACCAUAACAGGUACAUUAAUCAGGAUUGGCUGCAGCUCCCUGUUAUGUUUGUAGCCUAAGUGACAAACCAAUGUUUGCCUGUGUGAAACAGUCCUAAUUUCUAAAAUUUAUUGUACUCACAGUGAGCUUAUAUAAUUUGCUUUUCUUGUUCCUUUCAUUCUCUCUUCGACUUGCAGUGAAUAACUGUCCCUUCUUAUUGGUAAAAUGAAACAGUCCUGCCCUGCCCAGAAAGAUUAGGCUUAAUUCAAUAGCUUGGGAAGAGGUGAUGAGGUAAUUAUAAUGCUGAACCAUAUCCUGAAUGGCUGUGUGCUUAGAUCUCACUGAUCCUCAAAUUGGAUAGUCACCCUGAACCUCCUCAGCAGUGGAUAUGAACUUUAUCCAGUGGUUUGGGGAAUCUUCUGGCAACACCACUAAUAUCUGUAUUCUUUAGUUCAGUGGUUUCCAGCCAGUGAGCUGUGGACGCCUUGAGGGGCCAUGGAAUUAUUGCAAGAGGUUUGCAAAGUAGCGUUUUUUAAAAAUCAGCAUAACAGAAGAGAUUAAUACAAUAUAUGAGUUAUCCAACACAAGAAUAAAAUAACUGUUUAAAGUGAAUGAUAUUUAUUAUACUGAUAUUGAUGGAAUCAGCAGCUUAUGGAAAAUACGUUAGGAUCAUGCAUCUAAUAGUUCAUAUAAGUUAAUCAGAGUUAGUGAGUAGAUGGAAGUUCAUUACGACUUCAUCAGUCUAGUACCUCCUAAGCUGAGAGGUUUCCAAGUGAGUAGAUACCCUGAGAAUGCUACAAAGAAGCUCAUGGUGGCAGACAAGGACAAACUUUUUAUUUCCAAUGACGUUAUGCACCCAAUUUCACCACCCUUUCCCAAGUACACAGGUGGUGGAAAACUCAGUCCAAAGAUGACCGAAUGCUUGUUAGGUCACAUAACUCUGCCUACCAAGCAGCAGUAAAGGUGGUAAAGAAGAAUUACUUUUCUACCUCCAUUGUAUCCUCAGAGAACCAUCCAGCAGAGUUGUUUCAGGUGUUCUAUAGGCUAGUUGUACCAGAAGUAGUGGAUGGGCCUCUGGAGCACUCAGCAGCAUGCUGUGAUCAAUUUGCACUACACUUUGAGGAUAAAGUAACUUAGCUCCAUAGUGCCUUCAAUGCCACUGUCAUUGGUGUUCCAGCUGAGGUGUCCAAUGCAGUCCCUUCCUAUGCUCUGAGGGAUCAAUUUCAGUUUAUGAUGAUGUGGACAUGACUCUUAUAAUGCUGCAACUGGCUUCUUGCUCUCUUGACCCCUGCCCAUCUUGGCUGGUGAAAGCUAGCCGUGGGGAGUGAGGUUGGCUGGAUGUUUCCAGGGUAUGGUGAACACAUUCUUUACAACACAGUGUGAUGCCUACUGCCUUUAAACUGGUGGUAGUGUGUCCACUCCUGAAGAAGCUCACCCCAGAUUCCAUGGUAUAUAACUACUACUUCCUGGUUGCAAAUACCCUUUUUUGGGGAAGGUGGUGACAAGAAUGCUGGCUGUGCAGUUGCAGGAGUUCCUGGAGGAUAUGAAUUAUCUAGAUCUGUUUCAGUCUGGAUUCAGGUGCAGUUUUGGGACUGACUCAGUCUUGGUUGCCCUGUUAAAUGACCUGAAUCGAGAGUGGGACAGGAGAAGUGCCUCUCUGCUUCUGCCUAAUCUCUAGUCUGCUUUGAUACCACUACCCAUGGUAUCCUUAUGGACUGGCUCUGUGGGUUGGGUAUCAGGGGCAUUUUUCUACUGUUGUUCUACUGCUACCUACAAGGUGUUUCCAAUGAGUAGCAUUAGAAGAUAGCUUUUUUGGUUUAAUGGUCUUUGCACUACAGUGUACCACUGUGUGCAAUCUUGUUCUCAAUGCGGUUCUUUCUUUCUAUCAUCUGUCUAUCAUCUAUUUCAAAUUUUGGUUCAACAUCUGUAUGAAGCCACAGGGUGCACUCUUUUGGAGUUGGGAGGCAAAGUGUCAUCAGUACAAAGAUGACACACAGCUCUACUUCUCCAUAACAUCUGAGUCAAGAAAUACUGUGCAAAAUCUGGACCAUUGUCUGAGCACAGUUGUGGAGUUGAGAUCCAGUAAGCUGAGCUUGAACCCUGGGAAGACAGAAGGAUGGAGGAUUGGUGGUCCCCAUGUCUAGGAGAUAGGCCAGUUGCCUGUUCUAUAUAGGUUUGCACUCCCUCUGAAAGAACAUGUUCAGAGUUGGGGAAUUAUCCUGAAUCCAUCCUUGUUGCUGGAGGAUCAAGGUAGCCUCAGUGACUAGGAGCGCCUUUUACUAGCUAUGGCUGGUAUGCCAACUAUAACCAUUCUUGGACAGGAAUAGUCUGACUGCUAUGAUUCACUCAGGACUCUGUUAUUGCUAUGUGCUCUAUGUGGGGCUACCCUUGGACCUGGUCUGGAGGCUCUAGCUUAUGCAAAAUGCUGCAGUUAGACUGUUGAUUGGGACAGACUAUUGCCAACACAUAACUCUGGUGCCUGUAUGCUACCCAGCCAGGUUCAUUGCUCUUAUUUACAAGGCCCAUAACAGCUUGGAUCCAGGAUACCUCAGGGAUUGCCUGAUUCUUCAUAUUCCUGUUUGAUUACUGAAGUAUUUGGGGUAGUCACUGUUGGUGGUCCCCCAUGGCUCAGAUGCACAGAUUGUAUCCACAAGGAGCUGCCCAUUCAGUAUAGUGGGCCUAAUUUUAUGAAACUUCCUUUCAGUUGAGGUCACACAGGCCCCCUUCCUGUUGAGCUCCCAGUGUUUACUGAAUACUUUUUAAAUUAAAUUUUAAUAAGACUAUUUUAAAUUAAAUUCUGAUUUUAUUGUUUUAACUCAUUUUAGUCUUAUUGUAUUUGGUUUCCUGUAUACCACUUGAGAUUACUGGGAUUAAGUGGUAUAUAAAUUGUUUAAAUAAACAAAAUAAAUAAAUGACAAGCGAAGUACCACAAUAUUUUACAAGGGCGACUUCAGAUGCUAUGUAAGCAUCAGGACACAGAACAUUUCAAGUCUUCUACCCUAUGUACAGAUUUACCACAAUCUUCAACCUCUGCUGAAAAUGAUCAGCUGCAGGUUCCCCUUCCUGGAUGCUGUGAUGCCUGCUUAGUGCUGCUGUUGCUUAUUUUCAUAUUCUGAAUCCUGUGCAUUCCCUCAUGUGUUCCAUUAGCUGCUCCAGAUCCUUUUUUGGCUGAAGAGCAGGAUUAAUAAAAAGAAGAAGAAGAAGAAGAAAAAACAUCAGCAAUCUUGCAGCUAAUUGCCAGAGUGCUCCAAAAGCCAAUUGAGGUUUCAUUCCUGGUCUAUACAUGAAUCCAUUCAUCAGCUGGUGGGCUGAAAGCUUGUAGAACACCCCAUCUAUGUUGCUAUUUGUGUUUAAAUAUCAUAAACAUAGGGCUGUACAAAGAACAGGUUUGACAGGUCUCUAGCCAAAGAGGUUUCCAAUCUAAAACUUCUUCCAUUCACCAUCCUUUCCAAUAAAGCCUUGUCAAUUGUUUUCCUGUAUUUUGAAUGGAAUGGUGUAUCCACAAUAAGAUGCUUGGAUUUCCACCAACCGUGCUGGAAGCUGGUGGGACUGUGACAGUGCUGAUGCCAGAUUCCCUCUUGUUUUGAAGACGACUAACAGAAUAGCAGCAAAGCACUGAAAAGGCACAAAAUGGCAUUUGGCCAGUGCCUAUGAAUCAUAAAAUGGGAUAAUAAAAUCAUGAAAAUAAUCUCCAAAAGGCAAAAUAAAUUACCCAAGUUACUGCUUAUUUGCAUGUACAGUUUGACAAUAGAGCCAUAACCAUAAAUGAUUUAUGCCUGCUUUAACAAUACACUCAUUUUACUGAAAGGUGGUCAGCACUAAGACUUCUGUGGCAUGGUGCCAUUUGUUGACAGGCUAAUGUUUCAGCAGCAAUACAUUAAAUUAUGAAUAUCACUAUCCUAACAUGGAAGGUUAUUGGCUCAAUAUGCUUAAUUAACCCAGCCUGAACUAUGCCCACAAGCCAGUGUGGACCAUCCCUGCAGUGCUGGAAUAGGGGACAAAGAUUAGAAGGGUAAGAACUCACUUCAGCUUUUAUGCAAUGAGACCUUAAAAGCUGAGCAGUCCUCAGAUGCUCUUCCAGGGACAGUUGGGCUGUAUUUUUCAAGUUGGAGCCUGUCCAUAGCUGAGUCCUUAUUGAUAAAACUGCAAAUAAGAGGAGACAGUUAUUGGAUGUCUCAAGUAAGAAGUAGCAGAAGGGCUAUAAACUAGGCUGAGGGGCUCCAGGAGGCGCAAAAGGGUGGCUUAUCUGGGCCACAACCUGGUAAGGAGAUGAGUGGCUCUGCUAAUAACAUUAGCAGGGAUUUUUUUGCAUGCAUCCUAACUGGAAGAAUCAGACACUUACCACUUAUGGCACCAAAACUUACCUUUUAUUCAGUAUUUCAUAAAAUGGAAUAAAAUUCUGAAUCAUUGGUCCCUUAAUUCAGAUUUUGCAAAUUGUGCAAUGCUUUCAGAUUACUGAGGUUCUUGCCUACAACUGCUUCCUUCCUACAGUGCUGGAGCACAAAACAUGCUCUAUUGACUUUUAGACUCUCCUUUCCAUAUUCUGCAUGCUGUUAAACCCCAUCAAUAUCUUCUUCCUGGGUGCUGCACUAGCUGGCUCCCAUUGUAUGUCCUUUCAGAGAAAUAUUUUUUCACAGGGAAUGCACUGGUCUCAAGUAUUAUACAUAUAUCCAUCCCUGGAUAAUCUAAGACACAUUAGAAAUAAAGUUAUAUGGUAGUAGGGGUCAUGGAAUGGCAGUAUAUUAUAUUCUCAGUGGGUUGAAACAUAUACUGUAGGUAGGGAGCUGGAUUGUAAAAAACUUAUGAGCUGUGUUUAGUUCCCAUCUCAAGGAGCCAAUGUAGUCUUCUCUUAUUUUAGGAUGGAAGAGUCCUUACCAAGGACCUACCUGGAGAGGAGUUCAAUCGCAGACUCUGUGCUUCAUCCAUCAGCUGGACAAUCAGAUGCAGACAUUAUUUCUUCAUCUUUGAUUUAUUAG
This is a messenger RNA of Podarcis lilfordi (Lilford's wall lizard), 59676 nucleotides long. The record is from the annotation of a GenBank genome assembly. NCBI's taxonomy places the organism in Eukaryota, Metazoa, Chordata, Lepidosauria, Squamata, Lacertidae.